GGUGCGCCGUGGGGUGCAGCGGAAGCGGGGGUCCAGGGGGGAGAACUUCGUAGCCGUCAUCCUUUUUAGGAAAAGAGGGAAAAAAUAAAGCCUCCGCCCCGCCUUCUCCCCACCCCUCGCGGCACCACACACAGCGCUGUGCUCGCGCGGCCCGGGCCGGCGUCCGCCGCCGCGUUGCUCCAGCGGCUCUCCGGGAAAUGCUCGCUGCUCGCAGUUUUACCCGAAGAGGACUGACUCCUGUCCCCGCCCGGUCCUCCAGCGUCCCCGCCCCGCCUGUCCCUCUCCCGGGGAGGCGUGCAGGGCCCCGCGGAGAGCGACGCCUGUGCCCGCGCGCGCGUGUGUGUGCGCGCGUGGAAAUUGCCCAGAGGGGACAUCGCUGGACUUCUGCAAAUACCGGACUGAAAAUUGUAAUUCAUCUGCCGCCGCUGCCUUUUCCCUCGUGCUGGGGAUUCCUACUGGUUGACAUUUCUGUGCAGCAGAAGUCUGGGGAUCAUUCUGGAAAUUCUUCUGAUUUUUAACCCCCCGCCCCCCAACUCCUGAUUCCUCUGGAAGUUUCUCAGCAGCUCUAACUGGAGAGCUCAGAAGAUUGAUGGGAUUCUUGCCUUAUGCGUUUAUUUGUACAAAAAAGGAAGCUUGACAGAGGAUCAUGCUACCCCUAAAAAAUACAACAUCACGGAGGAAGUAGACCUAUAGUGCAAUAAUUAUUCAUAAUAAUAACGUGCCUCAUGCAAUAAAGAUCCAAAAGGAAUUUAAAUAAAAAUUUCCUGAAUCCCAUGCCAAGGGGGAAACCCCAGAGUCAAGAGUUCCGCGUGACUGAAGACACCCCCUCUUCCAAGAAUGCAAAGCACAUCCAAUAAAAUCGUUGGAUUAUAACUCUUCUCCUGGCUUUUGGGGGCGCGGGUGGGAGCGGGGCCGAGCGGGAAGGAUGGCGCACGCAGGGAGAACAGGUUAUGACAACCGGGAGAUAGUGAUGAAGUAUAUCCACUAUAAGCUGUCGCAGCGGGGCUACGAAUGGGAGGCUGGCGAAGCUAGCGCCGCGCCCCCCGGGGCCGCUCCCGCGCCGGGCGUCCUCUCUUCUCCGCCCGCGGCGCCCCGGGGCCCGGACACCAGGACCUCGCCGCUCCAGGCUGACCCGGCCGCGCAGCCGGCGCUCAGCCCGGUGCCACCUGUAGUUCACCUGACCUUGCGCCAGGCCGGCGACGACUUUUCCAGGCGCUACCGCCGCGACUUCGCCGAGAUGUCGAGCCAGCUGCACCUGACUCCCUUCACCGCGAGGGGACGCUUUGCCACGGUGGUGGAGGAGCUCUUCAGGGACGGGGUGAACUGGGGGCGGAUUGUGGCCUUCUUUGAGUUCGGUGGGGUCAUGUGUGUGGAGAGCGUCAACCGGGAGAUGUCGCCCCUGGUGGACAACAUCGCCCUCUGGAUGACUGAGUACCUGAACCGGCACCUGCACACCUGGAUCCAGGAUAACGGAGGAUGGGGUAUCUGUGUGAUGUGUAGAAGAAUUGAUUCUUAGCUGUGGAUUCUCUCAUGCCUUGCUGUGAGUUGAAGUGAUUGAUACCUGCAGCUUUGAAGAACACCUGUGAGGUGAUUUGUUUCUGGUACGGUGCUCCACAGAGCUUCCGUGAUUUUGCCAUGCCGUUGUUCUUUUCCGUGAUUCUUUUGGGGGAGGGGUGCAGAUCCUAUGACUCAAGAAUUGUAAUUCAAAUCAGCAUCUCAUAUCUAAAUGUAUGAAUUGUGAAAAAAUAAAAGAAGAUAAUUCUUGUCUGAGGUUAUUUUAGGACUUUUGUUUUAAUCUGAGGACUUAUCUUUGGAAAAGGAUGCAAUUCAUUGCUUUCUCUUACAGUCCCUUGGGAGAAUUACUAAUGGAAUUAUUGUAUAGGACUGAAGAACAAAAAGUCUGGAAAUGACUACAAGUGGCUUAGAAUUCAAGAAGCACAUUACAUGUUUUACUACGUUUUACAAAGUGUCCUAAUACUAAGGGGCCCAAAAGAGAAAAGGUCAAGAAAAACAGAUGACUUUGACCAAAGUUGACAAAAAUUUUGAUGCCCAUGUUGGGUGUUUAAAAUUAACUCACAUAUCUUUGUUUAUAUCUCUGAAAUCUAAAUGUUCUUUGUGAGUUAUUUCCUGGUUUGUUUUUCGAGACCCACAUUGUAAGAUCUUUAGUAAUUCCGGAGGAAUUCACCAAAGGGUGAAAAGAAUAUUUGUGUUCAAUGUUUGGUCAAGGAAGUUUUGUUUUUUUUUUUUUUCCUUAACCAUCAUCGCCAAAGAGGUAGGGACUUUUAGAUUCCAAAAAGGUCGUUUUAAAACCAAAGGAAUAUGUAUUUAAUAGUUAAAAUUAUAUUUUUAAAUAUUCUAUCUAGUUGGAGGAAAUCCAAGGUGGUAACUACCAUCUAUCAAGUAACUUAAUAGAAGGGUGGGAAACAGAGACAUAUGUUUAUGAUAGAAACUAAGAUAUAACCUUGAUCUUUGUUGUUCGAUUGCAGUAUAUUAACAUUUCAUACAGUUGAGGUUUCUUUUUAAGUGAAAGUUCACUUUUUCCUCCUUCCAAAAUAAGCGUUUUCAUAGUAGAGCGUAUCUCUGUGGUCCACAGGUAUCUGAGGUUGAUGAAUGUAGAGGCUACAUUUUAUGAUGCCAAACCACAAUGACAUACUGUAGAACACGAUAAAAAAAUUUUUUUUGACAAAACCUCUUAAUGUAAAAAUAAAUCAUAGAGAUGCACGAGUGGCUAAUGGUAAAAUGUGUAGUAGUUUUCAGAACAACACAUAGAUUGAUGAUUAUAUAGGAAAUACUAAGGAAUUUGGCAAGAAAGAGAGCAUAUAACAGGAAAUGCAAUCAGAUAUGGACAUUUUGUUAUAAAAACUGGUAGAAUUUGAGAGUUCCAAAUGAUUUGCCUAUGAUUUUAGAUUUGCGUUAUUAAUCUGAAGUUUUCUUUUAGGAAUUUGGCAUACAGACAUGUUUUCCUCCAAAUUUUCACUAGUCAGGGUUGCAUCUCUAAUAUGUUGCAGGCAGCUUACAGUGUGAGCGUAGUCUUAACAAUGGUAGAGUUUCAAAAGAGAGCUCACGUGUUUUUUCCGCAGUGACAGUGAUGUGUCUGUUCCCAGGAGUCAGUGGAUCAGCGUAUGUACUGAAUAAUAAUAUACUAAGGGGGACUUUAGACUUGGAGGCACUUUUUUUUUCUUUGCUGCUGAGGCAAAGUCACAACUUCCCGAGGCUGAGAGAAACGGUUUGCAUUCCGUGUUCUGCAGCAGAGAAAGCAGAGCCUGGGGGUGAUACGCUUCCAAUAGAUGGUCCCGGCAGCCUGCAAAUGAAAUAAAGACUGAAGGAGAGGUUGAGUAUACAGUAGGCUGUAGAGUGGAGUGCACCUUUAUUCCUAAGUCUGAGUAAGGUAUUGUUUGGUAUCCAGAGAAAGGCAGGACGGAGGGAAUAGCAACAAGAGAGUAGCAGUUUUUGAAAAUGUCGAAGGCCUGGCUACUCAAAAUAUGGUCCAUGGUCCAGCAGCACGAGCAUCCCUGGGAGCUUGUUAGAAACGCAGAAGCUCAGACCCUACCCCAGACCUCCUGUGUCAGAAUCUGUGGUUAACAAGAUCCACAGAUAAUUUGUAUAUACUGGCUAAGACACUUGAUUCCUGGGGGCAUUGUUUGGAAAGAAUGACCACCUGGGAUGGAAUCCUGCAAGUGUGCUACAGGUCCAUAGCAUAACCUGGGAUCCUGAAUAUUUCCCAGAUAUGCACCAGAGUUCGCUGACCUUAAGAAGAAAUAGAUUGAAAUGAAGGUGAGAUAGGAGAUAAAUUACUAUGUGCCACAUCUUCUUGAGAAUGCAUUUCCUGGUAGCUAUACAGUUUGUAGGAGUGAUAGUGCAGUGGUUAAGUGCUUGACCGCUCACUGAAAGGUCUGUGGUUCGAACCCACCAGCAGCACCAUGGGAGAAAGAUGUGGCAGUCUGCUUCUGUAAAGAUUACAGCCUUAGAAGCCCUGUGGAGCAGUUCAGCUCUGUCCUGUAGAGUCUCUAUGAGUUGGGAUUAACUCAAUGGCAAUGGGUUUAUUGUUUUGUUUUGUUUUUUUGACUAUACAAUUUGUGUUGGCAUCACUGGCCUAAUUAAAGUAAGCUAGCCUUUCUACUCCAAUUAAAGGAUGGAGGUUUAGCUCUUUUAAUAGCUCUGUUAGUUAUUAUUUUAUCCCCUUGUAACACAGUUUAAUUCUGUAAAUCAGUUUAGUGGCCUUGAGACUUCCUUGGGACAAAGGGGCUCUUGCAAACAAAGGGUUGAGAUUUGGGCAAGUUCAUGGUGAAUGAAAAUUGUUGGCACCCUCCAAACAGGGGAGCGUAACAACAUUCAGCUUCGCGUCUUAGAAGACAGUAGGAUGUGGACAUUAAAAGAAUGAACUGUUUCAAACAGGAGGUUGUUUGGCAUCAUUCUGUUGAUGAAAUGAUGGCCCACUUUUAAAAAAAAAUCUUUUGGUCUUUGGUCUUGGUUGUUUCGGAAGAUGGGGAUGAACUUCUCCACACCCUAUAGAUCUUAGCUUCUUUUGUAUUGGUUAGUCAGCAAGCAUUCUACAACCGGCUCUCUUCCCUAAAUGUAGUCCACAUCCAGCAAAACAUUUGAUUAACUGGAAAGCAAUACCAUUCUCAUGCCAGUGUACAUAUUGCUUGAAAGAGCAUCAUUUUUAUCGAGACUGAGUAUCAGCUGCUUAUGGCCAAUUUCAGUAGCAAAAUGAUAGGAUUAAAAAUAGCCUGAAGAUGAUUCAGUCUUAAAUAAUAUAUUUAAUGAUGAAUUUUCCUUGAGAAAGUGCAUCUUUCUGCCUGUUAAGAAUCACAUGACCCCUUUCAAUAAUCUAUUUUGUAGGAAAAAAAUACAUUAUUGCUCCUCGAGCGUUCAGUCUUGUGCUGUUGAGUGAUUAUAUUUCUGAAUCUUCUUAACGUAUUAUAGUUCACUCAGUGCUUUUCUGUUUUAGGGCCUUUGUUGCUAUUUAAUGUGCAUUGAAAACGUGGGUUUCCUUUGUGCAUCCUGUUACUUCGAGCUGUGCUUUCUAGUGAGAACAUAUUCCUCUUUUUAGCAAUCCUUGAUUGAACCGGUACACUGCAGAUUGUUUACAUGUCAUGAGGCCAUAUAGCACCACCAGGUAACGGAGAACCACAGAUUAACAACAACAACAAAGCCAAACUCUUAUAGUUUUUCUUUACCUUUUAUUCUAGUCCUCUUCAGUGUCUUGGAGGGUUGAUGAACCAACUCAUAAAGCAGGUGUAUGGGUGCUGCGGGUAUUAUUAGUGGUGUCUCCCACUCACCACGCCUACGUACCUGUUUCCAAGGUCACUCAUCAUGUCUUAGCAAUAGUUUAGCAAUGCAGCUUUUUAGCAGAAGUGCAUUUGUGCUAGAAAACAACACUGUCUUUGUAGUGCACGAGUAGAAAGUUUUUUUCCCCCAGAGAUGUAUUGUAUUUGAGGUUCAAAGGUUCCGUUAAACCUUUUUAAGGUAAUCUAAUAUCACCUGACUCAGGUAUAGCAGUAACCUCUCAAUCUGGUCGCCUUUUCCCCUCAGCCAUCUAUAGAGGACCACUCACUGGAUUUACUUCACCGUGAAGUUUCCUCUGGGUUUGGUUCACAGAAAAUUAGUGUUUGAUGUCUAAACGGGGUUAGUGAUGAAAAUCACCCAAGGACUGAGGCGAUUAUUCAGCAGCAUGCUUCCAAGUCUUAUAUGUGUUGGACCCUGGGUUAAGUUGGGGGCACAGGAAGGAGAGCUCCCUGCCUGCCUUGGAUGAACUCAGAGGCCAGUGCCGUAGGUGUUUUAGUAAACUCAGUUACCACGCAUAAUAAGCAUGAGACUCUUCAGAUUUAGAGGAAAAAAGAAAAAAAAAAUGUAACUAAGUAUAUAUUAUUUUGCAUACACUUCAAUCUUUGCCUAAAAAAGUUAUUUCUGACCAUAUGGCUGUUCAUGUGUGCAUUACGCCUGAUUUAAAUAGGGGGAGAAAUGUAGACAACUUUAAAAAUACCAAAUAACAUAGACAUACUCUUAAGAGAACUGAAAGGCGGGAGGAGUUCCCUUUGUUAAAUAUUUACCUACUAAGCAUCCUUUAGAGGAGCCCUGGUGGCACAGUGGUUAAGCACUCGGCUUAACUCACCAGCCACUCCUUAGGAAAAAGUUCUGGCCAUCUGCUUCUAUAAAGAUUACAGGCUUGGAAACCCUAUGGAGCAGUUCUACCCUGUCCUACAGGGUCACUGUGAGUCAGAAUUGCCUCAACAACACACAGCAACAACAGCUGCAAUACUUGGACUUCAGCUCUUUUUAUUCAGUAUCAUUAGUGGCUUUUAUGAAGAUGUGGGAAGCAUGGUUAUCAACUGGUGUGGAUAUAAAGUUAUAAGGGAAGGCAAUCAUAUUAGGUGACAGCUGGGGUCCAGAAAGUACUCAAAAGGAUCCAGUUCGGCUAAAUAAGAAGUCUUAUGUGUGGGUAAGGAGCCCUGGUGGCACAGUGGUUAAGCACUCAGCUGCUAACCAAAAGGUUGGCGGUUCAAACAUACCAGCCACUCCAUAAGAGAAAGCUGUGGCAGUCUGCUUCUGUAAAGAUUACAGACUUGGAAACCCUAUAGGCAGUUCUACCCUGUCCUAUAGGGUGGCUAUUAGUCAGAAUCGACUCGAUGGCAUUGGGUUUAAACAGCCUUUAUGAAGUGGAGACUUAUUAAACAUGAAUCUAUACUUUUUGAAGUACUCAUCAAUUCUUGUUAAGUAAAAGAGAAUCAAGACUGCCUGGUUAGAAUGAUUAGAACAGCUUAUUUCUGAAGAACUGUCUUGAUUAAAUCAUUCUUAUAUGCAGAAAAAUAUUGGUAGGUUUUGAUCCAGGUAGGGGUUCUUCCUUUGGGAGGAAAAAAGCUUUUGUUUUGUUUUGAGGUUAUAGUAUUGUUGUGCUUCUCUUCUGAAAUGCUCGUUACAGACAUACUCCUUGUAGCAUUUAUGUUUCUGUAGAGCAGAUCUGCUCAGUUCUUGCACGUGUGGUCCCCGUUCUUUACCUGGAGAUUAUAAAACUUUUAAAAUUAGAAUAAAACUGUUUUCAUUUUGAAAAUAUUUUUGUAGGUUCCCUCUUGCUCUGAUAUAUGCUCACUUCUGUCAUGCCAAUACAAUUUCUCUGCUCUUUCUGUGCCAAACAAAAGAUAUGCCCCACCCCAUCCUUCAGUGAGAAUGACUAUUGGAUGAGAAUUCCUAUUGAGCCAAAGCCUUCGGGAUUUCUCAUAGGCAUUCUGCCACCCCAUGAUACUCUCCUACCUGCAUCAUUAUGCCACCAAAAGGAGACCUCCUAGGUAUAGCUCCUUAUUACCUUCCAGCACAUGAAGGGUAGGAGUCCCCUGCAGAAAAUAGCGAACUCAGAGAAUAUGCCUAGACACCAGCAAGAAUGGGCAUAAAUGGGCUUCAGCCCAAGCUAGUGUAUAAUCCCGACUCUAAUAAAGAGUCCUGGUGACACAACAGUUAAGCGAUUGGCUGCUAACCGAACGGUUGGUGGUUUGAACCCGCCAGCAGCUCCUCAGGAGCAAGACCUGACAAUCUGUUCCCAUAAAGAUUACAGCCUAGGAAACCCUAUGGGGCAGUUCUGCUCUGUCACAUGGGGUCGCUAUGAGUUGGAAUCGACUAGAUGGCACCUAACAACAAGAACAAUCUUGCCCCAGGCAGAAGGGCAAGUAGAAUUCUGUCAAUAGAUAAUAUCCUUUCCUCCAAAAAAAAUCACCAAACGAAACCUUUUGCUGUCAAGUUGAUUCCAACUCAUAGCAACCCUACAGGAGAGAGUAGAACUGUCCCAUAGCAUUUCCAAGGAGCAGCUGGUGGAUUCGAACUGUUGACCUUUUGGUUAGCAGCUGAUCUCUUAACCACUACGCUACCAGGGCUCCUCUUUUCCUCCAGAGAUCAUAUAUUCCAACCCUAAGCAGGAAAAGGAGUAUGUCUGGUGGUAAAAUUGUACUUGCUCUGAUCCCUUUAGUGCAAGAUGAGAAGAUUAGAGUGGGGGUUAUACUCGAGCCUUAGCUAAAAUUUGACUAACUGAACUUGACUGAAAUAGCUUAUAGUAAAGACUACUUCCCCAAAUGCUCUCUUAACCAUGUUAGAAAGGGAAUCUCCCCGACAUACUGGUAUGGCCAAUUGUAGCAACAUGUGGAGAGUGACUUGGGUGGUUUUCUUGAGUGUUUGACAGGAUUCCAGGAGGAGGUUAACGAAGGAGCUGAGUGUACCCUCUCUUACUCACUGCACAUGGAGCACGAGCCACAGUGGGUGGCUCCACUUGGAAAAUGUGUGUUUCUAUCCUGCUUCUUGUUUGCCUUCAGAAUUUCGGAGCUAGAACCGUAUUCCAUUUUUAGUUAAUAAUCAGCUCAUCAGCUCUCUGGGGCUUCGACGUAAUGAGUCAGAAGCUUAUGACUGACUCCACUCUGCUCUUUAUUAUGUCUCCUGAAAACAACACGAGAGUCCGUAGUGUCAAGUGAAGCUUUAAUUUUUCAAGGGAGAUUUUUCCAUUGAGACCAAUAUCUCUUUUCUUGUGACAACUCCAAUUACUGUAUUUCUGUUUUUAGCUGGCUUUUCUUAAGCUGCAAAAGAGUAUGGAGAGUUUAUGAAUUUUAAUGCUUGGAGCACAAAACAAGGGAUCACUGUUGCAGGUUGUGUUUAUUUGACUCCCACCUCUUCUUUGCAGAUAUUUAAAAUUUCUCCAGCCUUACAACAUGAUGAAUGUAGUAUCUGUGUAACAACUCUGAAAUUGAAUUGGCAUCAAGUAUUCCACUCAGCUGCUUUAAAAUUCUCCAAGAGAAUAUGGGACAGAUACCUAGGUGUCUUACUUCAAUGCCUGUUGAGUAUAUGUAGCCUUCUUACAAUUAGAGUAGGAAUAAAAUAAAUGACAAGUUACAUCGUCAGCUUUCGAUAUUGGUUUUUUAUCUCUUAAAAAAAAAAUAGCAAGCUAUAAAGGAUGCCAAUGUUAGCCCUUCUAGGUCUAAAAUUUCAGGAUUAUCUCUUAGCCAUUUCCUUUGUGGAUUUCUGGCAGCAUUUAAAAAAAAAUAAUAAGCUUCGAAAGAGGUGGCUUUGAGGUAUUUUAUAACAAAAUUAUGUAGGCUGGUGAGACUAAGCCGCUUAGUAAAUAUUAAAGUGGUAGUACAAAAAGAAAACUAUUUAAAGACGUUUUAAUCGAGGAAAAUGAACAGUUGUUCACAAAACUUUGAGUUCGUAGAAACUAGGGUAGCAGUGGAAGUAUACAGAGUUAUUAUAAAGGCUCUUGCUUGCAUACUAACUUUUUUCAUUGAAGCACGUUUGUUGAGGGCCUAAUGUGUGCAGAGCUCUAUGCUAGGUGGUUUAAUUAAAUUAAAAAUCCGUAAGAUAACCUUUGCUUUCAGGGAAUUUACCAACAGGUAGUGGGACUAAAAAGAGGCCUAGUGGCACAGUGGUUAAGUGCUCAGCUGUUAAUAGAAAAGCCAGUGAUUCUAACCCACCUAGCUGCCCCAUAAGAGAAAGAUAUGGCAGUCUGCUUCUGUAAAGAUUCCAAACCAAACCUGUUGCCAUUGAGUGCAUCCUGACUCAGGAGGUGGUGGGUUCGAACUGCCAACCUUUUGGUUAGCAGCUGAGUACUUUAACUACUGUGCCAUCAGAGCUUCUCAAAGGAAAAGACAAAGGCUCAUCUGGGAUUUGAACCUGGGACUUCUCACACCCUAAGUGAGAACCAUACCCCUAGACCAACGAGUCAUUCUGCAUCCCUCUAAAGAUUACAGCCUGAGAGAAGCCCUGUUGUUCAGUUCUACCGUGUCCUAUAAGUUCACUAUGAGUUGGAAUAAACUCUAUGGCAGCGUUUUUCAUUUGUUUUUUAAGUGGGACUAAGAUGAGUGUGUAAAUAGCUAUAACCCUUGACAAUCUUCAGUGCCCCGAGACCAGAUGGAACCAGAAGGGGAUCUAGAAGGAGAGGGUCCUUCAGGAAAUCAUUUUGGGACAAGCUUUGCAGAACAGACUGGAGUGUGGGGAGAGGGCUUUUUAGGUAACAGGAAUGGAGGGCUCAAAGCAGGCAGGAAUGUAUGAGGUGUGCUUGGGGAAUUGCAAAGACUCUGAAUUGACUGAAGCAUAGCAGUCUCUCCUGAGAUAAGUCUGUAGUUUGAGAACUUAGCCUGGGUCCAAAGUUGAGAGGUUUGUACUUAAUGUGGUAGAUGUUAAAUGGAUGCUGAAAGGGCUCUCAGGCCAGCUGCGAUGCGGAGGCAGCAGGAGAUUGAGCAUGACUGAGGCUGGACAAUGGAAAACAAGUAGGAGAUUGAACCACAUGGUAGGGUGGGGAGUGGGAAAGAUGGGGAGAUGUGGGGGACAAUGUAGAAGUAGAGCCAAAGGGCUGACAACAGGUUGGAUGUGAGGAAUGAGGAAGGGGAAGAAUCUGGAGGACUCAAGUUUGAUUCCAGCAGGUUCAGUCAAUGAUGUUGUCAUUAGUAGAGAAAGAAAAGAUAAGAACAGGUGCUAUUUUGUGGGAUAAAUGUGAUGACUUUAAUUUUGGAAAAUUUCAACUUGACUUGCUGUUGGAAUACCCAAGUGGAAAUGUCUUGUAAGCCGUUGGAGAUAAGGAUCUGGAGUUUAAGAGAGAAGUUGAGGCUGCAAUAUAAUAUGCCUUUUCCCCCAAACCAUGUGGAUUUCCUUUUUUCUUCUUUCAUUUCAAAAGCCCCUGCUGAUUCUACCUUCUUUUAUUGCUGCCUUCCGCACAUCACCUUUCCUCAAAAGCCCUGUGUAGACUUCCAUGGAUUGGGUUAAGGUGAUUGUCUUAGAGCUUUAAGGUUCAAAGCUUGGCUCCCUACCACCAGCUGCCUACUUAAAAAAUAAUUCAGCCUGAGUCAAAUUAAUGCUAUUUCAGUAUCCUAAUAGUACCUUUUGAAUAGAUGCCUUUGAAUUAUGGUGUUGGCAAAGAGUUUUGAAUAUACUAUGGGCUGUCAGAAGAACAAACAAAUCUCUCUUGGAAGAAGUACAGCCAAAAUACUCCUUAGAAGCAGGGAUGGCAAGACUUCUCGUCCCAUGUGCUUUGGACAUAUUAUCAGGACAUAUUAUCAUGAUUCCCUGGAGCAGGACAUCAUGCUUGGUAAAGCAGAGGGUCAAUGAAAAGGAUGAAGACCCUCAAUGAGGUGAAUUGACACAGUGGUUGCAAACAAUGGGCUCAAACAUAGCAGUGAUUGUGAGGAUGGCACUAAACCAGGCAGUGUUUUGUUCUCUUGUACAUGGGGUUGCUGUGAGUUGGAACUGACUCAAAGGCACUGACUCAACAACAGCAACAACAAUAGUACUCUUCUUUUGUGUCUCUAGGUCUUAAAAAUCUAGGUGUUCUGCUUCACUGGGACUUCCUUAUUUAAUAAGAUAUUAUUCCUAUUAAAUUAAACCCAGCACCUAGCAUAGUGAAUAGCAGGUGCACACAGCGAUUGUUUAUUGAAUUAAUUAAUUAAUUAUUUUAGAGGCACUUUGAGCAUCUAACGCAUCAUAAACAGCUUUCCCUUUAUUAUAUAGCGUGUGUGUCCCAAAUGUCCUAUAGGUUCAUAAAUAGUUAAUAGAAAUGAAAAAAGAAAAUACUUAAGUGUUUUGAUUUCAUCCUUUACUAAUGAAUUGGAAAAGUAUGUUAUUCAUUCCUGAAGGAAAAUAUUCUAGAUUUUGUUUUAUAUUAAAUACUCAAUAUUUAUUCAUCCUUAAUGCUAAUUCCACACCAGCCUAUUGGUUGUCACAUUGUAUCUGUUCAAACAAAAGAAUGUGUACAUAUGAUCUACAUAUAUAUGUGUGUACUGGCUCUCAUUCCUUGUGUUUCAUACCUUAAACCUAAUCCAGGCUGUGAAAGUUUUAGCCUGAGAUUACUCAUCACUUGAUCAUUAAAACAGGGCUCGUCCAAGGUUCUCACUAUGGUAACAAGGUGGUGUUUCCCUCUGAUGAGUGUUGAAGCUCAAAUAUAAAAGAACUACAGCACACACAGCCCAAGAAUAAAUGGCCCCCUAGUUCUCUGUCAAAAAAGGCAGCCAAAUGAAGGUGGAAGUUGGUGUAGCUCAAGGUUCCAGAGCCGAGAGAGCCUGCGAUUUCAUUUCUAAAGAUGCUGACCAACAGGAAAGACACCCCGGAGGACUCAUGGAGAAAAUCAGUGGCCUGACAGCUCCUUGCUAAGUUCUUUGCUCUGGCUCAGGCAAGCGUCACAACCUUUCUGUGGUUUUCAGAACUGGUGGAAUCUGUUUUGAGAAUCCUCACCCCCUGGCAUGAAUCAAACCCAAAGUAUCGUUGCUCAUCAUUUGUCAUCUGUUUGAGCACGAUUGUAUGAUUUGUUUACUUGUAAUGAAGCUUGACCAUACUUCUCCAGGGACUUUUUAAAAAGAAGGAUAUGUCAGCUUACAGAUUUGUCCCCAUGAAUGAAACCACAAGCAAAUCUUUCUCCCUUCAUCCUUUCCUCCCUCGCAUUUCUUCAGUGGCCAUCUGUGCCUCAUAUUUGCACUGCCAGCCCUGCUUCAAGUGCCUUAUCUAUGAGUGAAUUCAGCAACUUCAAAUUAUAAAGGACACCCAGAUAAUUGGCCUGUUCUCCAAAGUAUCUGUCCCCUGUGUUGCUGCCAGAUUCGUUCUUAAUGAAUACAUCCAGUGACAGUGGGAUUCUUGAGCUUGUCCGUAUCUCUGAGAAAAUGAGCUUCCUUGCUUUGUAACAGCUUGCAGCUCCGGGAAAAAAAAUGACGGCCAUUGCACAAGUUUUCUUUGAAUGUAGUUUUCUUUCCCAUAAAUGAUACUUUGAGAAUACAGUUAAGGGGUUAUUAGUUUUCUAUUUCACGCUUGGCCUGUGUGUAAGAAUAACACAAGCUGUCACCGCAAAUCAGUAGCUCCACACGACGCUUCUUCUGAUUAAUGCGAGCGUUUAAUAUUGGGCUAAAUUAAAAAUUAACUGAUGAAAGUACGUGUCAAGUGAAAUUCGAAGAUGCUUUUUCUGAGGAAUAUUUAAAGGGCAUGACCAGUGAGUAAAUUUGUGGUUUUAAAAUAUGGAGAAUUUGGGUAAAUCUAAUACGCGUUGAGGCACCUGACUCUGCCUUCUAACCUCUCACCUGUCAGGUUUGGCAGGACGGUGGAAAAGAGUGUCCUUGUGUUUAGUAUCGAGGACCACUGCGUCUCAGUUUUUUUUCUUUUUUUGGUGAAUAAUUGUUUUUUGUACUCAAUCGUACAGUUGAAGCAUACGGAAGAGGAGAGGGGCUAUUCAUUUCUACUACAUGGUUUAUCUCGAGCGCACACAGUAGGCCAGGCAUGGAUGGGGAAGUAGGAACAAGACAGGCCUGGCUUACAGUCUAGGGGAGUGGAGAUAUUCAGCAGCGGCUGCAGUUGAGCAUGGUUCCAGUUACAGGAGGAGAAAUGCGACAGUCUUAGGGGCAUAUGUUAGAGAGUCAGAGCCCCUGGGUGGUGCAGACGGUGAGCACACUCAGCUGCUAACCUAAAGGUCAGAGGAUUGAGUCUAUCCAGAGGGGCCUCGAAGAAAGACCUGGAGAUCUACUUCCAAAAAAUCAGCCAUUGAAAACCCUGUGGAGCACAGUUCUACUCUGACACACAUGGGGUUGCCACGAGUUGGAGUCGACUCGAACGCAACUGGUUUUACAUUAGAGAGUCAAGGAAGGCUUCCCAGGAGAGGGGGCAGGUGAGCUGGAGCCUGGAGGAAGAGCAGAAGUUAAUCUAGUUAAGGGGGUGGGAGGAGAAGAGUGUGUCCAGGAAAGAGAACAGUGGAAACCAAGGCCAGAAAGCCUGGAGGAGUUGGAGGACCUGAAGAGUACUCCCGGCUGGCGCGAGGCGUCCAAGUGGGUGUCCCUCAGAGACGGACCACCCAGGAAGGGUUAAUUUUAGCAAGGCCACUCUGACUAUACUUCAGAUAAUUAGUGAGACCAGAGAGAGAGUAGAAACCAGAUAGGAGCUAUUUCAGUAAAUGAGCAAGGGUAAUGUGCUUGACCUAGAGGAAUGGUAGUGGGAACGGCAGAAAUGGAUAGCACUGGGCAAUGAUUGUGGAGCCUUGGUGGCGCAGUGGUUAAGCACUUGGCUGCUAACUGAAAGGUUGGCAGUUCGAACCCACCAGCUGCUCUGUGGGAGAAAGAUGUAGCUGUCUGCUUCUGUAAAGAUUAUAGCCUACAGGGAGUUCUACUCUGUCUUAUAGGGUCUCUGUGGGUUGAAAUCGACUCAGUGGCAACGGGUUUAGGCAAUGAUUAGGAAUAGACUGGAGAGACUUUUAGGAAGAUGCAGUGAUUGAUUAAGGGUUUCAAAACAUUGCUCAUUUUAUCUUCAACUACUGAUUUUUUUCUAUAACCAACUGCUUAUUUUUUUUUUUUCUAUUAUCAUUUUGAAAAGAAUAUGGUCAUGUUCUGGUUGUAUACAAGUAUUUUUUUCUUAUUUCACAUUCUCUUAAAUUAACAUUGCCUGGUUGGAAACUUUAUUUUGUUAGAACUCACAUUGUAAUUAACCUUCAUUAACAAUUUGUUAAUAAAAGUGUAUUUGAAGAAAUAAUUCCACUAUGAAAGGCAGUUUUCAUAAAAUUUCCCUCCAGGUGGAAAAUUCAACCAUGGUAUGUAUGUGUGUGUGUGUAUGUGUGUAUGUAUGUAUGUAUGUAUGCAUGUGGCAUUUUAAAGUUUCCAAGGAAAUUCAGUAUCUGUUGGUCCACUUGAUCGGCACAACUCUGAGCAAGGCAGGUAUUAUAUCCCAUGUCUCUCUGCCUUCUUCCCACAGCCUUUCUGUUGUAUGUUUAUUCCCACGUGAAAGAUUGAGAAAGUUUUGGCUUCGAGAAGCUAGGUUAGAGCCAGAAAGCAAAGGAGGUGCUGGUAUUCAUUCCUAGACUCAGCAUCUAGGAAAUAUUUCUUUACACCAUGCUGCUUCUCUGGGUGUGUUUUCAUAGUGAGACGAGAGUCCUCAAGAGAAACUUCAUCAAAUAUAUUCAGUUUUGGAAGAUGAUAUCUUUAAUGCUUCCUGUCUCAAAAAUUCUCAGGAAUAUGAAGGUGUAGUCUUUGGUUUGGGGUUUUCGUUCCUCCUUUGGUUCAGCUUUUGAAGUACUUUUCAUGUUGACGGCAGAGGAGAAUCCAGCUGCUCGCCAUUUGAUGGCCCUGCAUUGGCUCUAGACCCCGUGAGGGUGUGCUUGUGAGCCAGGUGAUCCAGGCUGUGGGACUCCGAGGACACUUGUGAGUGGAGGGAGACGUUCUUUCAACUUGGGAAAGUGGAAUUACCUAAACAUGGAUGAUUUAAAAAUUUUUUUCUUCUGUGUAUUUCUUGUUCAUGUCUUAUCAUGAAAGUGACAACAUAAACUAUUUGUGUUCUUUUUGUGAUUGACUUAUUUUGCUCAACAUAAUAUCCUCCAGGUUCAUCCAUGUUCCAGGAUGUUUUGGAAUCUCACUUUUCUUUAUUGCUGAGUAGUAUUCCAUUGCAUGUAUGUACCACGUUUUACUUACUCAUUCAUCCGUUGAUGGGCACUUAGGUGGUUUCCAUCUUUGUGCUAUUGUAAAUAGUGCUGCAGUGAACAUCGGUGUGUAUGUGACAGGUGAUGGUUUUUUUUUUUAAUUGUGUUUCGGAUGAAAGUUUACAGUGCAAAUUAGUUUUUCAUUUAAAAAUUUAUGCACAAAUUGUUUUGUGACAUUGGCUGCAAUCCCUGCAAUGUGUCAGCACUCUCCCCAUUUGCCUGUCCACCCUGGGUUCUCUGUGUCCAUUCAUCCAGUUUUCCUGUCCCUUCCUGCCUUCUCAUCUUUGCUUUUGGGCGGGUGUUGCCCAUUUGGUCUUGUCUGUCUGAUUGAAAUAAGAAGUACGUUCCUCACGUGUGUUAUUGUUAGUUUUAUAGGCAUGUCUAAUCUUUGGCUGAAAGGUAGGCUUAAGGGAGUGGCUUCAGUUCUGGGUUAGCAGGGUGCCUGGGGGCCAUAGUCUUGGGGUUCUUCCAGUCUCUGUCAGACCACUAAAUCUGGUAUUUUUUUGUGAAUUUGAAUUUUGUUCUACAUUUUUCUCCUGCUCUGUCUGGGACCCUCUAUUGUGAUGCCUGUCAGAGCAGUCAGCAGUGGUAGCCGGGCACCAUCUAGUGUUUCUGGGCUCAGGCUGGUGGAUGCUAGAUGAUUAUUUUUAAUUUUUGGUAUCUAAAUGUUGCUGUUGUUAGCUACAUUCAAGUUGGCCCCUGACUCAUGGCAACUUCACUGUACAACAGAACAAAACGCUGCUUGGUCCUGCGGCAUCCCCAUGUUGGGUUGUGGACCUGACCUUUGUGACACAUAAGGUUUUCACUGGCAGAUUUUUAGAAGUAGAUGGCUAGGCCUUUCUUCCUGGCAUCUAAAUAAUAAUCUGCAUUUUUACUUAAUUUUAAAAUUGGGCUCCUGUCUUUAGGUGUCCAAUAAAAGUUUGGAGAAUGAAGUGUCUGUUGAAUCAAAAGAGUGCAGAGCCUUCAUCAGUAGCGUUUCCACAGUGUCUAAGAGGCAUGUGGCUAUAUUAGGUCAACUUCAUUCAUUUGGAAGGUAUUUAUAAAGGACCAGCUGUGUGCCAGGCUGUGUUCUAGGCAUAGGAGGGCUAACAGAAAACAUGGAGUCAAGGCCUUGGCUCUUGUGAAGUGAACAUUGUGGGGAAAUCAGAACAGUAAACAGGUUAAUAGUUAACAAGUAAUAUAAGGACUACAAAGAAAAUAAAACAGGGCAAUGUCAUAGGAGGGUUCUGAUGGGACAGUAUUACCUUCUUAUAUUAGUCUUUGAGUAGUAUUGCAGUUUACACCCAAACUAAACUAAACCCAUUGCCGUUGAAUCAAUUCCAACUCAUAGUGACCCUAUAGGACAGAGUAGAACUGCCCCAUAGGGUCUCCAAGGCUGUAGUCUUUAUGGAAGCAAACUGUCACAUCCUUCUCCCUAGGAGUAGCUGGUGGGUUUGACUUGCUGACCUUUCAGUUAGGACCCUAGGGUUUAACCACUGCGCCACCAGGGCUCCUUGCAGUUCACACAGGGGAGGUUUAAUGGCUUUUCUUUAUGAACAGCUGAAAACAUAGUGUUCUACAUUACAAUUAAUAUAUGUGUUGCGUAAUAUAGCCCUUGCAUUAGUUUAAAAUGGGUUUCUAUGUACAAUAUAGAAUUAAAGAAGAUUCUACUAUUUCUGGCUAAAAUAAUGUACAGCACUUUUCCCCUUACCUUCCAUUUUUCCCAUUUCCAUUUAUCACAACAUUGGUCAUUGGUGACAGUCAUUGAAAGUCAGAAGGAAGGAAGCAAAUGAGCAUUUAUGGAACCACAGUAUGUGCCAGGCCCAGAGUUUAACACUUUUGCAAAUAGAAGAUUCUUUGACCCUAAUAGCCUCCCUGUGAGGGUAGGAAGUGGAGUUGUAGAUGAGGAAACAGGCUCAUCAAGGUCAAAUGACUUUGCCUGUUAAGAGGCAAAACCAGGAUCCUUUAUUUUGGCAACGCAACUGGUAAUCGAUGUCCUCCAAAAGUUUUAAAAAAAAUGUUUUUAAACAUGUAUCUCUUAAAAGAAAUAAGGAUUUGAUGCAUGUGCAUUUUUAUUUUUUUGUGUGUUUCUUUAGGAAGCCAGUUGUUGUUAGAUGCCUUGGAGUCAAAUUCGAUUCCUAAUGAUCCCAUGUGACAGAGUAGAAUUGCCCCAUAGGGUUUUCUAGGCUGUGAUCUUUACAGGAGCAGAUAGCCAUUCUCCUGCGGAGCCACCGGGUGGGUUGGAGCCACUGGGUGGGUUCAAACCACCAAUCUUUUGGUUAACAUCUGAGUGCUUAACCGUUGCACCACCAGUGGUCUUUGUUUUCGUUAACUAGUGAUAUCUUCCUCACAACAUGGAUUUUAUUUUUAAGUUCCUUCAUAGUUAAAAAACAAAAUGAAACAUAUUUCUGCGUCUCUCUUCUCUUUGGCUCCAGUGUUGCUGUGGGCCGUCAAGUCCAUUUCAACUCACAGAGACCCUAUAGGACAGGGUGGAACUCCCCCAUAUGGUUUCCAAGGAGCGGCUGGUGGAUUUGAACUGUCGACCUUUUGGUUAUCAGCCUGAGUUCCUAACCACUUGUCAGUGUAAAUAUCCUUUGAAAAAUAAGUAGUCAUGAAGACCACUGCUUCAGAAUUAAAUGAAAUAGAAAACAGAAAAAUAAUUGAAAGAGUUAACAAGACCAAAAGCUGAUUAUUGAAAAAAAUUAACAAAACUAAUAAACCAUUGGCCAAACUGACAAAAGAAAAACAGAUGAGGAAGCAAAUAACCUAAAUAAGAAAUGGGAUGGGCGAUACUACAACAGACCCAACUGAAAUUAUAAGAACCAUAUAGGAUUGCUAUGAAAAAUUGUACUCUAACAAAUUUGAAAACCUGGAAGAAAUGGAUGAAUUCCUAGAAACACACUACCUACCUAAACUAACACAAACAGAGGCAGAACAACUAUGUAGACCCAUAACAAAAGAUUGAAAAGGUAAUCAAAAAAUUCCCAACAAAAAAAAGCCCUGGCCUGGACAGCUUCACUGCAGAGUUCUACCCAUCUUUCAGAGAAGAGUUAACACCACUACUACUAAAGGUAUUUCAGAGCAUAGAAGAGGAUGGAAUACUCCCAAACUCAUUCUGUGAAGCCAGCAUAUCCCUGAUACCAAAACCAGGUAAAGACUCCCCCAAAAAGAAAAUUACAGACCUAUAUCCCUCAUGAACUUAGAUGCAAAAAUCCUCAACAAAAUUCUAGCCAAUAGAAUUCAACAACAUAUCAAAAAAAUAAUUCACCAUGACCAAGUGGGAUUCAUAUCAGGCAUGCAGGGAUGGUUCAACAUUAGAAAAACAAUGAAUGUAAUCCAUCAUAUAAAUAAAACAAAAGACAAGAACCACAUGAUCUUAUCAAUUGAUACAGAAAAGGCAUUUGACAAAGUUCCACACUCAUUCAUGAUAAAAACUCUCAGCAAAAUAGGAAUAGAAGGAAAAUUCAGGAACAUAAUAAAGGGCAUUUAUACAAAGCCAACAGCCAACAUCAUCCUAGAUGGAGAGAACCUGAAAGCAUUCCCCUUGAGAUUGGGAACCAGACAAGGAUGCCCUUUAUCACUGCUCUUAUUCAACACUGUGCUUGGAGGUCCUAGCCAGAACAGUUAGGCUAGAUAAAGAAGUAAAGCGCAUCCAGAUUGGUAAGGAAGAAGUUAAAGUAUCUCUAUUUGCAGAUGACAUGAUCUUAUACACAGAAAACCCAAUGGAAUCCUCAAGAAAACUAUUGAAACUAAUAGAAGAGUUCAGCAGAGUAUCGGGAUAUAAGAUAAAUAUACAAAAAUCAGUUGGAUUCCUCUACACCAACAAAAAGAACAUUGAAGAGGAAAUCACCAAAUCAGUACCAUUUACAGUAGCCCCCAAGAAGAUAAAAUACUUAGGAAUAAAUCUUACCGGAGAUGUAAAAGACCUGUACAAAGAAAAUUAUAAGACACAACUGCAAGAAACCAAAAGAGACCUACAUAAGUGGAAAAACAAACCUUGCUCGUGGAUAGGAAGAUUUAACAUUGUAAAAAUGUCUAUUCUACCAAAAGCAAUCUGUAGAUAAAAUGCAAUUCGGAUUCAGAUUCCAACAAUAUUUUUUAAUGAGGUGGAGAAACAUAUCACCAACUUCAUAUGGAAGGGAAAGAGGCCCUGGAUAAGUAAAACAUUACUGAAAGAGAAGAACAAAGUUGGAGGCCUCACUCUACCUGAUUUUAGAACCUAUUAUACUGCCACAGUGGUCAGAACAGCCUAGUACUGGUACAACAACAGAUACAUAGACCAAUGGAACAGAAUUGAGAAUCCAGACAUAAAUCUAUCCACAUAUGAGCAGUUAAAUGGGUAAAAGAUAGUCUGUUUCACAAAUGGUGUGUGGCAUAACUGGAUAUCCAUCUGCAAAAAAACGAAACAAGACCCAUACAUCACACCAUGCACAAAAAACUAACUCAAAAUGCAUCGAAGACCUAAAUAUAAAACCUAAAAUGAUGAAGAUCGUGGAAGAAAAAAUAGGUACAAUGCUAGGAGCCCUACUACAUGGCAUAAACAGUAUAUAAAACCUUACUAACAAUGCAGAAGAGAAACUAGAUAACUGGGACCUCCUAAAAAUCAAACACCUAUGCUCAUCCAAAGACUUCACCAAAAGAUUACCUACAGACUGGGACAAAGUUUUUACCUAUGACAUUUCUGAGCAGCGCCUGAUCUCUAAAAUCUACGUGAUACUGCAAAAACUCAACUACAAAUAGACAAAUAACCCAAUUAAAAAAUGGGCAAAGGAUCUGAACAGGCACUUCACUAAAGAAGGCAUUCAGGUAGCUAACAGAUACAUGAGGAAAUGCUCAUGAUCAUUAGCCAUUAGAGAAAUGCAAAUCAAAACGACAGUGAGAUUCCAUAUCAUUCCAACAAGGCUGGCAUUAAUAAUAAUAAUUAUAAAUGUUGGAGAGGUUGUGAAGAGACUGGAACACUUAUACACUGCUGGUGGGGAUGUAAAAUGGUAAAAACCCAGUACCAUUGAGUCAAUUCGGACUCAUACCAACCCUAUGGGACAGAGUAGAACUGCCCCAUAGAGUUUCAAAGGAGCCCUGGUGGAUUUGAACUGCUGACCCUUUGGAUAGUAGCCAUAGCACUUAACCACUACGCCACCAGGGUUUCCGGUGCUUCCUUAAAAAAAAAACUAGAAAUAAAAUUACCAUACUAUCCAGCAAUCCCACUCCUUGGAAUAUAGUCUAGAGAAUUAGAGCUUUCACACGAACAGAUAUAUGCACACCCAUGUUCAUCGCAGCACUGUUCACAAUAGCAAAAAGAUGGAAGCAAUCAAGGUGCCCAUCAAUGGAUGAAUUCAUAAAUAAAUUAUGGUAUAUUCACAGAAUGGAAUACUACUCAUCGAUAAAUAACAAUGAUGAAUCCGUGAAACAUUUCAUAACUUGGAGGAAUCUGGAAGGCAUUAUGCUGAGUGAAAUUAGUCAGUUGCGAAAGGGCAAAUAUUGUAUAAGACCACUAUUAUAAUAACUGGAGAAAUAGUUUAAACAGAGAAGAAAAUAUUCUUUGAUGGUUACAAGAGGAGGGUGGGAGGGAGAGGGGUUUUCACUAAUUAGAUAAAAAAAAGUAGGUAAGAAUUAUUUUGGGUGGCGGGAAGGACAACACAAUAUAGACGAGGUCACCACAACUGCACUAAACUAAAAGCAAAGAAGUUUCCUGAAUAAACUGAAUGCUUCGAAGGCUAGCAUAGCAGGGGAGGGGGUUUGGGGACCAUGGUUUCAGGGGACAUCUAAGUCAGUUGGCAUAAUAAAAUUUAUUAAGAAAACAUUCUGCAUCUCACUUUGGAGAAUGGCUUCUGGGGUCUUCAACGCUAGCAAGCGGCCAUCUAAGAUGCAUCAGGAGGUCUCCACCAACCUGGAGGGAGAAUGAAGAACACCAAAGACACAAGGUAAUUAUGACCCCAAGAGACAGAAAGGACCUCAUAAGCCAGAGAUUACAUCAGCCUGAGACCAGAAGAACUAGAUGGUGCCUGGCUACAAGUGAUGACUGCUCUGACAGGGAACACAACAGAGAACCCCUGAGGGAGCCAGGAGGGCAGUGGGAUGCAGCCCCAAAAUUCUUAUAAAAAGACGAGACUUAACGGUCUGAGACUAGAAGGACUCUGGAGGUCAUGGUCCCCAGACCUGCUGUUAGCCCAAGACAGGAACUAUUCCCCGAGUCAGCUCUUCAGACAGGGAUUGGACUGGACAAUGAGAUAGAAAAUGAUACUGGUGAGGAGUGAGCUUCUUGGAUCAAGUAGACACAUGAGAGUAUGUUGGCAUCUCCUGUCUGGAGGGGAGAUGAGAAGGUAGAGGGGGUCAGAAGCUGGCCAGAUGGACACAAAAAUAGAGUGGAGGGAAGGAACGUGCUGUCUCAUUAGGGGGAGAGCAAUUAGGAAUAUAUAGCAAGAUAUAUGUAAAUUUUUGUAUGAGCGACUUGAUUUGUAAAGUUUCACUUAAAGCACAAUAAUAAAAAAAAAAAAGACCACUGCUUCAUACCAAGACCAGACACCUGAUUCUGAAGUCCCCUUCCGAGAGGUCAGAGUAUGUUGCUGGAAUUACGAAUCCACCAUACUCUCCUGGUUCAAGAGAAAUGAUCUCUCUUUGUCAAAUUGUAACAUGCCUAAUGCCCUAAUAAAAAUGUGGGGAAGGGCUGCGGUUUGACUCUAGUGUGAGCCUCAUCUCCCACGAUGCUUAUUUUAGGCAUGACCUUAGUGUUUUUUUCCAGAGUCCAGAGGUGGAAUGACAUGUUACUCAAGUUUAAAAGAUGAUGAUAUAUCUGUUUUUAUAUUUAGCUGUAAAUUUUAUUCUGGUCAUAAACAAACCCACCUUCAGUAACCACCGGGAAAGUUAUUUCCAUCCCCCUAGUUUCAUUUGGAUACAUUUGGUUUAGAACAGCACAGUGUUUCCAUAAUAACAUUUGAACAGGAUGCUUCUGUGUUGAUACACAGGUUUAAGGGAGUUUCAGUGUGGGCCAGGAAACUACUUUCUUAAAAAGAAACUUAAACACUCAAGUCUGACAAGGUAGGAAACUCUUACUAGCCUCCUUAUUAAACCGAUUUUUGUUUCCCCUGCUUUCUUAUGAAUAUCUAUUUCUCUGUGUGUUACUAACCAUAUACAGAUUGAAUACUUAACUAAUUGUAAGUUCGUAUGUAGGAUAAGUAACUCAGGUCCAGAAAGGGGGAAGAAAUUGUUUUGAGGGGCUUGUUUAAUAAAGCACAUGUAAAUGAAAAAUUAAAUUAAGUAUGUUUCCCAGGCACAGUGUGUUAUAAUUUUUUAGAGUAGAACUUCAUGGUAUUUCAUGAGGAAGCAAAAAAGGAAGGGAGAUUCUUACUCGGGCAGAGGGACAAUAGUAACCUUUCAUUAAGAGAGACAGAGUUCAACGCCAAGCUCUUCAGACCCUGGGCGCUGGGUUAGUUGAACCAAACAGCCACCAGCUAUUUCCUCUCUCUUUUGUGGAUCAGACUGCUUUAAAAUUGUUGAUCCAAUGUAAUCUAAAAUGUAUGAUUUGUAAGUUACAACCCAAUAGAAUAACAUUGAGAGAGGCUGCGUUAUGUAUUUGUUAUACAUUCUUAAAAUCCUAAUGAACAGAUAAUUAGGCUCUUUGUGUUUUUUAAGAGCUUUACAUAUGACCUCUUAGUUACAGGAUGAGGUCUCAGGAUGAGGUCUCAGGAUGAGGUCUCAGGAUGAGGAGAGUGUGGGUUUGGUCCUGUGCCCAGGAUGGGUUCACUGGUUUCCAGUGUGAAGAAGAGAGAGCCCUGUCCUUCAUCGACUUCAAUUCUCCCUGAGAUUGUUCACGCUGUACACGUGGAAGUGAAGCGUGCCCAUUUACCUAUUUGUUGUCGUGUGCCAUCAAGUUGAUUCCAAGUCACGGUGACUCUAUGUGACAAAGUAGAACUGCCCCAUAGGAUUUUCUAGGCUGUAAUCUUUACAGCAGGAGAAAGAUAUGGUAGUCUGCUUCCGUAAAGAUUACAGCCUUGAAAACCCUGUGGGGCAGUUCUCUUCUGCCCUACAGGGCCCCUAUGAGUUGGAAUCCACUCCACCGCAACAGGUUUAAUCUUAUGGAAGCACAUCACCAGGUCUUUUUCCCAAAGAGCUGCUGAGUGGGUUCCAACCACCAUCCUUUCAGUUAGCAGCCGAGCACUUCACUGUUAUACCACCUUUAUUUACCUAUUACCAGUUACCAGUGGGAACCCUGGUGGUGUAGUGGUUAAGAGUUUGGUUGCUAACGAAGAGGUCAGCAGCUCAAAUCCACCAGGUGCUCCUUAGAAACCCUGUGGGGCAGCUCUGCUCUGUCUAAUGGGGUCGAUAUGAAUCGGAAUCUACUUGAUGGCAAUGAGGUUUUUUUUUAGUUACCAGUACUGCAAUUUGUGAAUAAAAACCCUUUAUGGCCGCAAAGGACACUGACACUUUCAGAGAUCUCUGACAAUGACGAAGAUCCUAAACACAACGAGGAACUAGGAAGUAAUUUAAACCCCUUUUGUGCAGAAGAAUGUCACCUCGUUCCCACGCUAAAGUUCAUGCCCUUUACUCCUAAGAGCCAGGCCAUCAUUCUUAACUGAUUUGCUUUUUUAAAAAAUACACUUUCUUAUAGGAUUGGUAAUCGGUUUUUUCUCCAGCCAAAAGAAAUAACAAAUAGGUUAAAUUAGGACUCCAUUUGGAGACCUACAAAUUAUUAGGGAAGUGAUUUUAAGAGUCUGGUUGCAAGGAGAAGACCAACAUGCUAUUAAAACCAACUUGGAGACUAGAAAACGCAGCGGUCUGAGGCCCUUUUUCGUAGGGCCGACGGUAAUGAGAUCUCAACAGCUCUUGAGGUUAUCGCUGGAUUGUAGCACAGGGUGGUCUUAGUUAUUGCUAAUGAUGCCCCUGAGUCAUCAAGAAAGGAUUAUUUUCCAUGCGAAUAGUUGAAGAGUUCAGGGGCAGUAGGUAAUAAGUUCCAGAAAUGUCUCCAUUAACAAAUGGUUAAAUUUUUUUCAAAGUUUAGGCUUCAGUCAUCUAAAAAAUUUACUUAUAUGAAAUGGUUCAUUCCAAAAUGUAGUCAAAGAAAGAAAGCAAAGCAAUAGCAGUGUAAAAAAAAAAUAAUAAAUUGAAGAGGUUAAAAACCAAAAACCAAACCCAUUGUGGCUGAGUCAUUUCCAACUCAUAGUGAUCCUAUAGGACAGAGUACCAGUGCCCCAUAGGGUUUCCAAGGAGCAGCUAGUGGAUUCGAACUGCUGACUUUUUGAUUAGCAGCAGAAUUCUUAACCGGUAUGCCACCGGGGCUCCUUUAGGAGGCCAUAGAUGGCAUUUGCUUACUUGUUAGGUUUCUUGUCUUCUCCUACCUCACUAUUCAGAAUAGAGAAUUAGUGGAAACUAGACUCAGGUGGACAAAGAUAGUUAUUUCUGGGAGAGUUUUUGCACUGACUUAUUCCGUCUGUACAUAAGUUAAAUUUUACACAUAUCUAGAAUAGCUGGACUGCCGGCUGCAUGACUCAGAGGCGUUUGUGUGAGGUGCUGCCUCGCCAUGCAGUAACUGAGCAUUGUCCUCACAACUUCACUUUGAAACUACUGCACAAUAAAAUGUGACCGUUUGUUCAUUGGACAGUUUCCAUGCCUACUUGGUUGCUGGGCAUGAUCUCUGGCUUUGUGGAAGGCAGUCUCCUGGGAAAACAGACACACAAACAGAUAUAAUCCAGUGAAAGUUAAGGAUGGCUUCACAGAGGAGGGGCCGUGUGGCCUGGGUCUUGAAGAAUAAGUAAGAGCUUGCUCUGUGGAGGAUGGGAACGGGUGUCCUGUGCAAAUAAAUAGUCACUUAAGAGCCUGAUAUACUUGGGGAAUGGUAGAAAGGUCAGAGUGACUGGGGUAUAGAAAUUAUGGGGUAGAAAUAUGGGGUGAAAUAGAGGGAGAUGAUGUUGGGGAAUGGUUGAAGGAAAAUGACCCAAGACUCUGUGCGCCAUGAAGUAGUUCAGAUUUGGAUUCUUUAUGCAGGGGAGAGCCAGGAAGGCUUCUAGCAGGAUAGUGAGUGACAGGAUUAGUUUUUUGGGGGGAGGGGGGAAUCCUGUUGGCAGCAGUAUGUUGCUGGGUGGAAGGGCAGCAGGGAGACCAGAUGGGAGGAUGAGGCAAGUGUCCACCAAGGCAGGGGCAGUGGGAACAGCCAGAUUGGGGCAGACAUGAAAGGCAUUUCCAAUGUAGAAUCAAAAGGUUUAGCAUCUUGACUUGAGGAAUAUGGAUGCGAUUUAGUCAUCACUGAAUACUCAGUGCUUAGCACACAGAGCAGGUACGUUUUUCUUAACUGCCAUCAAGUUGGCCCCAACUCAGGGUGAACCCACGCAGAGUAGAAUAGAAUGUGGCACAGUCCUUCACCAUCCCCCCAGUUGGUUUUGGUAGGACUGUUGUGAUCCAUAGGGUUUUCAUUGGACUGAUUUUUGGAAGUAGAUUGUUGGGCCCUUCUUUGUAGUCACCUUAGUCUGGAAGGUCUGCUGAAGUCUCUUCAGCAUCAUAGCAACACUCAAGCCUCCAAUGACAGAUGGGUGGUGGCUGCAUAUUGGUGCUUUGGUUGGGAAUCAAACCUAGGUCUCCUGCAGGGAAGGUGAGGAUUCUACCACUAAACUACCACUGCCCCUGUAAAUAUAUAGUAGGUGCUCAGUGACUGACUGAAUGAGUGGACAGCUGGCUGGGUAGAGGCUUACAGACAGGGGUGCCAGUGUUCAAGGGACACCCAAGCUACACUCAUGACAAUGAGAAAGCUAGUGUUCACGUGAUGUGUACUGUGGACCAGAUGAUUUCUCAACGUUGUACCUGUACUAACUUACUGAUUUCGUGCAACAGUCCAGUGAAGUUGGUGUGGUUUGUAUCUUUGUCUUACAGAUGAGGACACUGAGGCUUGGAGAGGUGACUAAUUACAACUGUUCCAUUGAUUGAGCUGGGGUUUGAGCCCAGGUGAUCUUGGAGUACUUUGUGCUCUUAAUGACAAUAUUAUGCUGUAAUCUCUGCUUUUGGAGUCUCUGGGAAGCUGCUUCUAUAAAGGCCCCAGAAGCUACAUGGGGCAAAAAACCAGUGACAGGAAGCAGAGAAGCCUGUUUAGGAAACCAUUUAUCUACAGUAGACAUACCAUCUGAGAUGACCUCUGUAGAAAUAACAAUGAUAAUAAUAACAAUACUGCAGCCUUUUCCCUGGUCUAAGAGACUCAUUUCAUAGUGAAGAUGGAAUUUAUCUAGGCAGUAGUACUAGAAAGAGGCAGUUGAGGUAAAAUACUCAAAUAUAAGGUAGCAUACAACUGUUUUCUGCAUGCUGUCCCAUCCAUACUUAGCCUUCCCUAUUGUGUAGUCAUGUUGUCUGCUUGCCAUUUGUAGAUUGGCCUUAUUGUAACUUGGCUCACUAGUUGGUUCGGAAGGGAGAGAGGAGUCUGGGCAUCUAGAGACCAUUUUUUACCUGACCUUGAGUUUGCCCUUAACAGACCUGGAUAAGCGGAGAAGGGGUCCUUUAAGUUAAACAUUGUUUUGGGGAUAGAAGGCUGUGGCUUUCUGGAAUGAAGGAUAGUGACUUGGGUUUCCCAGGUGGCCUGCUGGAGUAAUCCGGGCUCUGUGGCCUUCAGGUAUGUGCAGUCAUGGAUCAUUACAACCUCAACCGAAGCUGUGUUUUCCCGACACAGGUCAGAGUCAUAUAAAAUAAACUCUUGUCAUAACAAAUGAUACAGCAGCCAGAUUACAUCUUAGAGCUCCUUCACUAAUUUACUCAUGAGGGCAGCGAUUUGCUCAUCUGCGUGGGGGAAGAGAUUCCAUUUUUAUGCUGAUUCUAAUUGGGGGGUCUGUCUUGCUCUACUACCCUCGUAAAUGGUGAUAAAUAGGGGUGGCCGUUGCAGCAUGGAGAAAGAGUGAGGGCCUGGAAACUGAGCCAAGCUCUCUGGGCUCCAAUUUUAUGCAAAUUUGGUUAACAGAAUGCAAAUGAUUUCACAGUAAUACAGGACCCAGGGACAAGUGCUCAUCUGUUUUCAGCAGUCUCCCUAGGCUUUUUAGAAGCAGCCACUUUAGAGACAGGAAAGUCUGCAGUGAGGCAGGUGAAAGGCAUCUUAGGAGGCAUGGCCCACCCCAUCAGAGGGCACCACACCUUAUACCUGGAAUUCCACCAUUAACAGCUUUACCUGUGGCAGCCUGCAAGCCAGGACCUUUAGGUUUUGGGAACAGGGAAAGCUCAACCCAAACAAAUGUUUCUUUUGUUACUGUUGUUGGGUGCCAUCGAGUUGAUUCUGACUCAUGUGACAGAGUAGAACUGCCCCACAGGGUUUUCUAGACUGUAGUCUUUACAGGAGCAGAUCACCAACCAGGUCUUUCUCCCGUGGAGUCGCUGGGCAGAUUCCAACCCUGAACCUUACAGUUAGCAGUUGAGCACUUAACCAUUCUGUCACCAGGGCUGUCCUCUUAUCCCAGAGAUUUUCAUGAUUACAGUCAAUAUCCGAAUCACCUAUUCAUUCUGCCCAUGUUUAUGGAGUAGUUCUCAAUGUUAGUUCUCGGCACUAGGCUUUGGAAGAAGGCUAGUGUGUAUGUAGCAAUGGAGUAUGGAAUUGUGACACUGUGUCUAAAUCUAGUCCUGCACUGUCUCAUGUGAUAGUCAUUAGCUACAUGUGCCUACGGAGCUUGUGAAGUGUGGCUUGUUCAAACUGAGAUGUGAUUUGAGUGUAAACUCUACACUGGAUUUUGUGUUGAAAUGAUAGUAUUUUGGAAUAUUGGUUUAAAUAAAAUAUAUUAAAUGUGGAUACUAGAAAAUUUUAAAUUAUGUAUGUAGUUCAUAUGUUUUUACUGGCUUGCACUGGUCUAGACUGCUAAUCAUUUAUUGGAUAGUGUGGUCCCCUUUAAAAAGUUUUUUUUAAUGUGGUAAAAUCUAUAUAUACAUAUAUUUUUAAAUCUAUGUAACAACACUUUGCCAUUUCAGCCAUCUUUACGUGUACAGUUCAGUGACAUUCAUUAUAUUCACCAUUUUAUGCAACCAUCACCACAGCUCAUUUCCAAGUUUUUCAUCACCCUUAGUUGAAACUCAGUGCCCUUAAUAAAAAUAGUUCCCAUUUUAUUUUCACAUUUGGAUAUUAUUAUAUACCAACCCUAUAGGACGGAGUAGAACUGCCCCAUAAGGUUUCUGAGAAGUAGCUGGUGGAUUUGAACUGCUGACCUUUUGGUUAGCAGCCGAGCUCUUAACCACUGCGCCACCAGGGCACCAUAUAUCGGGGUGGAAAGACCUUUUCCACAGGUAGGGUAUAGUUUGGAAUCUUAUGUGGCAUGUUCAUAUUCUUGUUUGAUCCCACCAUUGGCUCAGCGAGGAGGAGAGGAAGGCUGGCUGUGCUUUUCCAGGUGAGCAUAUUGAGGCAUAGAUUGACACAGUGGCCACAAUGGUGGGCUCAAGCAUAGCAGUGAUUGUGAGGAUGGUUCAAGACCAGGCAUUGUUUCCUUCUGGGAUACACAGGGUCUCUAUGAGUGAGAACCAACUCGACGGCACCUAACAACAACAACAACGUAUUGAGGCAUAAGGAGCCCUGGUCGUGCGGUUAAGCGCUCGGCUGCUAAUCCUAAGAUUGGUAGUUCAAACCUGCCAGUCGCUCCAUGGGAGAAAGAUGUGGCAGUCUGUUCCUGUAAAGAUUACAGCCUUAGAAACCCUAUGGGACAGUUCUCCUCUGUCUAUAGGGUCACUAUGAGUCGGAAUUGACUCAACAGCGACGGGUUUAUAUUGAGGCAUAAGAGGAGGGAGUUAUCAACAGAUCAGUGAUUAAACAAAAUAUGGUGUAUACAUUGUUGUUUUUAGGUGCCAUCGAGUCUGUUCAACUUACAGUGACCCCAUGUGACAGAGUAGAACCUGCCCUAUACGGUGUUUUAGGCUGUAGUCUUUAUGGGAGCAGAUCUCCAGGUCUGUGUUCCACAGAGCCACUGGAUAGGCCUCGAACCACCAACCUUUCAGUUAGCAGCUGAGCGCUUCACCAUUACACCAUCAGGGCUCCUUGGUAUAUACAUACAAUGCAAUAUUAUGUAGCUAUAAAAAGGAUUGAAGUUCUGACACAGGCUAUGACAUAGGUGAACCUUGAAGAUAUUAUACCGAGUGAAAUAAGUCAGAAAUAAAAUGACAAAUAUUGUGUGAUUCCACUUAUAUAAGGUACCUAGAAUAGGCAAGUUCAUAUGGACAGAAAAUAGAAUAGAGGUUACCAGGGGUUGGGGAGCGGUAAUGAGAAGUUAUUGUUUAAUGAGUAUAGAGUUUCUCUUUGGGAUGAUAAAAAAGAUCUGGAAAUAGAGAGUAGUGAUGGUUACACAACAUUGUGAAUGUACUUUAAUGCCACUGAAUUGUACACUCAAAAAAAGCUAAAAUGGUAAAUUUUACCAAAUUAAAAAAAAAAAAAAGAAACACUUGCCCACCUGCUCAGGGAGCAGGGAGUGGAACUUCAGUCUUGGGACUUCUAGUCCAAUGCUUGUUAGAAAUAUGCCAAAAAUUACCCAUGGAAAUGUUUAUUUUUAUUUCCAUAUCAAAGGUAAUAGAACACGUUCAUUGAGAAGUAAAUAUUUCCGUGUGUUUUUAUGUGUGUAAAUACACACGAACAUGCUCUGCAGCUGGCUCGUGUAACACAUUAACCAAAGGCUGUAGGUAAUAGUUGAUGUAAAGGUGUGAAUAAUGGCCCAUUUUGGGAUCUGUCAGGUGAAAGGCAGGGUCAGGAUGGCAGGCAUGGUGUUGUAACAAGGGAUGUUGUGUUUUGUUGGAAGUCAGCUAUUGUCACGUCAUAUUCCUGGCAGUUCGAAGAAGGGUUGGUGGAUAUCAUGUAUCAGACAGGCCUGAGGUUGAGUUUCAGUCAUGGCUGGGAUGAAAGAACAAGGCAGGUACCUGGACCAAAGAAGCCAGAGAUCUGAUCCAGGAAGUCGGCAAUAGGGAGGGGACAAGGUCCGGCUUUAGGGAAGCAGAGCAUAGCCCUGGGAGAAACUUUAGGGACAACAGCAGACAAGGACCUCAGUGAGAUCAGCAUGUGGUUGAGGGCACUCAAGAGCCUUCAGGCCUAUUUUUCCUGCUCUGAAAGGAGCUUGUUGUUUGGGCAGGUCACAAACUUUUCUGAGCUUCAGUUUCUUCAUGUGCAGACAAGGGAGUUGGAUUAGAAGGUCUCUCACCAACAUAUUGUGGUUCUAUGAGUUUGGAAGCCCAGAGAAUCAGGAGGAGUAUCAACAAGCUGCCAAUUAUAGAGAUUUUGGUCUUCACUACCAUUUUUUCUACUGUCUAAUGUAGUUGGAAGGAGCCCUGGCAGUGCAGUGCUUAAGCACUCAGCUGCUAACCAGAAGGUUGGCAGUUCGAACCCACCUAACAGCUCCACAGGAGAAAGACCCAGCAAUCUGCUUCAGUAAAAAUUACUGCCAAGAAAACUCUAUGGGCCAGUUCUACUCUGUAACAUGGGGUUGCUAUGAAUCAAAAUUGACAGACGGCACCUGACAACAACCAUGUACUUGGGGGCACUGAAGCCCACUGUAAAUGAUGUCAUUGGCCUGGCCCAUUCGCUUGCCCCUGACUGAAACUUGGCAGAGCCUAGCUGCAGCCAGUGCAUACAUAUUGAAGUAUAGUAUUUAAAACCAUGCGUACUUUACUUCCUUGUCUUUCCUGGCUGGCUGUUCUCCGUAUUGCUUUACUUUCCGUGAGUUAUAAUUAUUUCUCAUAUCUUUAGAGUUUAGUGUUAUGCAAGUAGUAAUUCUCCCACAUUGAUCUUAUGCUUUAGUAAGAUUGUGGCUUGCUCUCUGUAAGUAUUUUCCCUGACUUCUUGUGAGUUAAAAAGCUUUUGGCUUGUAGAUGAAUGACAUAUGAAUUUUGCUACUUUUUAAAGGCUGUAUUUUUUUAAAAAACUUUAUUGUGGUGAAAUAUAUAUAAUGAAACUUGUGCCAUUUCAACCAUUUUGAAGUGUUUAGUUCAGUGACAUUGAUUACACUCACUGUGUUGUGCAGCCAUCACCACUCUUUGUUUCCACAUUUUUCCAUCACCCUUAACAGAAACUUGGCACCCCUUAAAUAAUACCUCCCCAUGUCCCCUUCCUAGUAACCACUAAUAAACUUUGGUCUUGAUCCAUUUGCCUAUUCUAGAUAAUGUCAUUUAAGUGAGACCAUACAAUAUUUGUCCUUUUGUGUCUGUUUUCUUAGCAUAAUGUAUUUAGUUCAUCCUUGUCGUAGCAUAUAUCAGAGCUUAUUUCUCUUCACGGCUGAAUUAUUUAUAGCCACCCAUUGCUGUUGAGUCAAUUCCGAUUCAUAGCAACCCUAAAGGAGAGAGGAGAACUGCCCCAUAGGGUUUCCAAGGAGCGCCUGGUGUAAUAGAACUGCUGACUUUCUGGUUAGCAACUGAUCUUUGAACCACUAUGCUGUGUGUAUAUAUAUAUAUAUAUAUAUAUAAAUAUAUAUAUAUUUUGGAGCCCUGGUGGCACAGUGGUUAAGAGCUACAGCUGCUAACCAAAAGGUUGGCAGUUCGAAUCUGCCAGGUGAUCUUUGGAAAUCCUGUGGGGCAGUUCUACUGUGUCCUAUAGGGUUGCUAUAAGUUGGAAUCGACUUGACAGCAAAGGGUUUGGUUUUUUUUUAAUGUAUAUAUUACAUACAUAUAUGUGUAUGUGUGUUUGUGUGUAUAUUUAUAUAUAUAAAAUCACAUAUCAUUAUUUUGUUUAUCCAUUCAUCUGUAGAUGGACACUUGGGUUGUUUCUACUUUUUGGCUACUGUGAAAAGUGCUGCAAUGAACAUUGUUGUACAAGUAUCCGUUUGCAUCCCUGCUUUCAGUUCUUUUGAGUAUAUACCUAGAAGUGGAAUUCUGGAUCAUAUGGUAAUUCAGGGAUCUUGGUGUCACAACCGUUAAGUGCUCAGCUGCUAACUGAAAGGUUGGCGGUUCGAAUCCACUCAGUGGCUCCACGGGAGAAAGACCUAGCAACCUGCUCCUGUAAAUAUUAAAAAAACAAAUCCAAACCUGCUGCCAUUGCGCUGAUUCCCACUCACAGUGACCCUAUAGGACAGAAUAAGACUGCCCCAUUGAGUUUCCAAGGAGCAGCUGGUGGAUUCGAACUGCUGACCUUUUGGUUAACAGCAGAGCUCUUAACCACUGUGCCACCAGGGAACCCCCAUAAAGAUUACAGCCUAGAAAAUCCUAUGGGACAGUUCUGGUCUGUCACAUGGUGUCACUAUGAGUCAGAAUUGGCUCAACAGCACCGACAUGGUUACUCUCUGUUUAACUUUUUGAGGCACUACCACCCUGUUUUCUAGACUGUGUUUUAAUUGCUUUUAGUGGAUGUGGGGAGACAAAAGCCUCUGGGUCUUGGGAUGGCUUUGAGUUUUGCAGAGAAUCAUUCCAGGAGUACAUUCCCCCAGUGAGGGUUCCAGCCACCUCUUCUGCCUCAUUGUACUUUGCUGAGCACCGAGCAGGCUGGCACCAUUUCUGCUGGAAUGAAAAGAUUGGCAGAGCUGCCCCAGACAACAGCCCCACAGAACACUGUGGCAGAAGGUUUGGUCUACAUACCAAGGCAGCCAGAGUAUUAAUUGUAUUCUCUGUGAUCACAAAAAAAAAAAAAAAAAAGGCGCUGAAUUAUUCUCUUAACGUUUUCAGAAUGACAGGCUUUUGCUCUGCCAGAAGUAAGCAUGAUAAACCACAUGGAGGGAGAUGCUGGAUUUGAGAAAAAAGCAUAGGAGUGAAGGUCUCUGGUAGCCAGCUAGUUCUUUAAAAAGAGCUAAAGAUGAGCUGUUGAGAACGGGUACCUGUAAGAGAUCAGGAGCAGGGUAAGGAAAGGUUGCCAUAAGUUUACAUGAGCUACCGACGAGUUUUCCAUUUUGAAAUCUGAUUUUAAAUUUCUAAACGGGACUUUUUCAAGUGGCCUGUUACAACUUGAUCCCAUUUCCCAUUGUGUUUGUGUGUGUAAUGGAGAAAAACUGGUUACGGUGAUUUCUGUGCCUACUUAACCUUCCCCCACCCUGUUACACACACACACACCACACCUCUCCUAACAUCCAGCGUUCCCCAGACUCACCACACUCCCUCAGGUUGCCGUUCCUUGCACCCCCUUCCCAGUCCCUAGGGGCACUCGCACCCACCGCAACACAUACCCAUUUUCUUCCUGGUCCUCCUUUCAGGCUUAUUCCAAGUCUCGCCGCUAUGAACCUGAAGAGGAGAUUUUGUAAAGAACUGUUUGUGAUGGUUUGACUUGGUUGGGAGAAUAGAAAAAACAGGUGUCUGCCUGUGUAUUGGGGAUUUUCCUAUGCUGAAAAUUGUUAUUCUGUGCAGCACCCCACCCUGCCUUCACAACCCCGAAAAAGAGAAGUACGAGCACUACCGAUGUUUAGGGUUUGAGUAUGGUUUGAUUUAAAAUGUUCAGUGGAUCAGAGAGAAUUUUAUUCUGGGCAGUACAGUCGGGCUGGAGAGAUGUUUUGAUUUUAUAUUAUUCAGUCUAGUCUCCCCAUCCCUGCUCAUUAUGUGCUGUUUGGUUGUGGGGCGGGGGAUGCUUUAAGAGGGCUGAGUCUAACCAGGCUGGAUCGGUGCACAUCUCACAUGUUCACAUGAGGCUUUAAAGCCCAGCUUGACUCUUCUCAACUUCCCCCACAGCCGUGUGAGGGCCCAGCAGCCGCCAGGUCUUGGUACCAGAGCCAUCAUUAGCACCACCUGUGACCCUCCGUGGAGGAAGAAGGCCCAGACCAUGAAUGUCUUCCAUCUUGGGGUCUGUGUGCCCACGACAUCAUGUAAAGAGCUUGCUCUCCCUUUCUGGUGCUUGAUAAGACAGCGCUUCAUUGAGCGGGACCCUUCUGCACCAGAAACGGUUUCUGGCCCUCCCCACCAAUGCACCCCACCUAGUUCACCCACAGAACUAGGAACUAUUAAGCCAUUCCUUAGUAUAUCAUAUCAUGUGGCUGAAGAAACAGUCAUUCAAGACAUGGGUCUUUCAUUCUUGUCUUUCAAAUACCAUUCAUUUGCUGUCCAUUUACCUGGCACUUGCUCCGCGUCAGGCACUAAAUGAUCCUUCUUUGGUGGGUGAGCCAUGCCAUUUAUUAUCAGAGCGCAACCCCCAACUCAGAGUUGUAUGUGCCAAUACAAUAUAUAAAGUCUAGAUUAUGUGCAAUUCAGAAGGAAAGGCUUUCUAAAAAUAUUUUAUUAUUCACUGAUGAUACAAUUGCUUGUUGUUAUUGGUAGGUGCCAUCAAGUCAGUUUGGACUCAGUGACCCCAUGUGAAGAGUAGAAUGGCCCUAUGAGGUUUUCUUGGCUGUAAUCUUUACAGAAGAAGAUCACCAUGUGUCUCUCCCUAGGAGCCACUGGGUGGGUUUGAACUGCCAAGCUUCUGGUUAGCAGUGGAACACUUAACCGUUUGUACCACCAGGACUCCUUUAAGAGUAUUUUGUUUAGAUGUUCACUUUAAAAUCUCUUAGGUUGCCAUUAUUCAUGUCUACGAUGGCCAUAAAGUUUAUCGUUCAAUCUAGGAUACUUACGAGAAUGAAAACAGGCAUAUUAAAUAUUUUACAAGGGCAUAAUGGUAAACUGGGAUAGUCCCAGGCCAACUGGUACAUUUAGGGGUAACUCUGAACAUAGAUAUGUUUUUAAGGACAGGGCAGUUGGUUUUGUGAUGAGUCCUUCCAGUAUUUUUCUGAAAACCAAGUGAACUAUUUUCAUAGGUUUCAUUAUAAACCACUCUAAAAGCAUAUCUGCUAGAACCGCUCUAAAAAAAGCCAGUAAUCAAUUGCCGUUGAGUCAGUUCCAACUCAUGGCGAGCCCACGUGCGUCAGAGUAGAACUGUGUAUCGUAGGGUUUUCAGUGACUGAUUUUUUGGAAGUAGAUCACCGGGGUUUUCUUCUGAGGGACCUCUGGAUGGACUCGAACCUCCAAUCUUUUGGUUAGCAGUCGAGCAUGUUAAUCGUUUGCACCACCCAGCAACUUCAGAACUACUCAAGUUGGUCUCUGAAGUCUUCCUCUAGGAGUUAUCCAGGCUGUCUCCAUCCCCACCUUCAUGGUCCACGCUGCUGCCCCUUUUCUUAUGACAUGUUACAGAGGUCUCCUGUGAACUCAAUACUGCUCUAAAGUGGGUUGGAGCCUUCUUGGGCUCUAACUGAACUUCCUUCCCCUGGGAUUCUUUUAACCAUUUCCCUGAACCACUUUCUUGAAAUUCAUUCCUUUAAGAUCCUAAAAAUAGGAAGAAGGGAUAUAAACCAGAUUCUGUUUCUGUUUCAGUGAGGUUGUCUUCUACCGUUUUUGACAUGAGAGAACACAUCUAGAAAAUUCCUUCUGCAGUUUUUUCCAUUUUGUUGAGCAGGAAAAGAAAAGAAUAUUCAUGAAUAUCCCAGGUCCUUGUUUGAUAGUGUGACAAAAUGGUCCCAGCUAUGCUAAGCUAUUCAAGGCUAUUUGCUGUGCAACUGUAUUGUUUAAUGUGCUCUUGCGUGUGUUCUUACCCACUGGGAUUGUGCUCCUUGGCUUAAAUAGCAAGCUUCAAGAGAGUGGGAGCUAUGUUUGUUUAACGUCCUCUCAGUGAUCCCCAGUGCAGGGCUGAUACUUGACCGGUGGUUCCCGGGGCUGAUGAUGGUUCCUUAGCUUACGUAAGGCAGUGCGUGACCGUAGCUACCCAACUAGGUAACAUUCUCCUCAGCGCUAUAUUGGGAAUUUUUGGUGAGAAGAGUGAUGACUCUUUGAAAAAUGUAGCAUAUUUUUUAUGACUGUGAACUUCCAUCUCCUCACUCAAAAUAAUAACACAUUUUGGGAACAAUUUAGUGAUUCUUUAAACAAAGAAGAAUAAAAAACCAAGUGUAUGUUCCUCAAGAAUUUGAUAUUGGAAGAAAAUCAGCUUUGUCUUGCUAAGACACUCUUAUCCAUUUUUUGCUUUUUUGCACUUUCAAUCUGCAGCGAAAUGAGGCCACAGGAAAAGGAUGGCGUACCUUCAAAGAGGCCGUUGGGUUGGCUGUGUUCUUUCUCUUCGUGGAAAACAGCUGUGGGCGCGGCUUUUGUUCCAUGCAAAGGUGGGAAGGCCGGGUCAUGAGACACGUCGUCGCUUCUCUGUGGAGGAGGAGCUGGCAGAUGUUGAACUGCUUUAUCAACAUCUUCGAAGGCUUUGAAAUGUGUGGCUGGUAACCUGGGAGAGAGCCGGGUGGGAUGAGGGUGGGAGUAGGAAGGAAAUAUUCAUCCCACACAGCACGCACAUCCUCUCUCGUUUUUAAAUCUGUGGUAACUGCAGGUUAAACGAAUUAGGUUAGUCCUUUCCAUUGCCUUCCACCAAAUAGCAGUACUUAUUUAAGCCCUUCGUUUUUUUCCUGCUGAGUGAAGCAUUAACUCAGUCUAUGAAAGGAAAUCUGUUCAAAGGAAGGGGUUAUGUUUCCCUCCUUCUGUCAUGAUGUCUCUUUCAAGUGAAAUUUCAGCAGUGGAGUUUAUCCUUAGCUUUGUCAUAAAGAAUUACUGCCAUUGCCCUUAUUAUGAGUGAGGUGUUUUCUUUCUCUUGAGUUAAAAAUCAGUUCUUAGAACUCUCCUUUUGCUUUGAAAACUGUGUUUGGAAGGAAUGGAACUAGCUCUGAUUUCCAUUUUUAUGUUUAGUAAAUGCUUGGGAGGGCCCUUUCAUACUGCUCUUCUCAACUCAUUCUCUCCUCCCCCCGACCCCCCGCCCUUGCUAGUGACCUUAUGCUCUCCCACAGCUUUGAGUAUCACUGCUAUGCAGCUGAUUCUCAAACGGAGACUUCCGCAAGCUCCAGUUCUGCUUAUACGCUAUUUCCUGAUGAACCUUUCCACCUGGAUUUCCUGUUGGCAGCGCAAAUUAAACAUAUCAUCCAAAUAUUUAAUUCAGGAGUAAACUUAUCAUCAUCCCUCUAAAACCUUUCUUGGGGUUAGCAGUUCCUUUUACGUUAGCACCAUUAUUCUGCUCAUGCAGGCUCAGAACUUAGGUUGCAUUUUUACUCCUUCUCUUCAGCUCCAUAUGCUGGGAGUCACCAGGUCCUCCCAUCCGUUCCUUCCCUGUUAGUCUCAAGGCUACUACCCUAGGGCCCUAAAAAAAAAAAUAAAAAAUUUUAUCCUACGACCUGUUAUUUUCUCUGGCCCCGGUGAUUUCAUUAACCUUCUUUAGUUUCUCCUCCCUUCAGCUUCUCCUAGCUUUUGUAACAGAUUUGAUUAACAUUCUUCCCUAAUUGAAAAAAAAUGGCUCCUUUACCUUUACAAGGUGAAGUCUUCAUGCCCUCUUGGCCUGCUUAUCAAAUUCCUUUAUAAUCCUUCAUUUCAACCCACAUGAUCUUUUCAGCAUUAUUUUCUGCUCCUCUUUAGCAAGGUUUCCUCUUCUCUCAGACACCCCUCCCUUCUCUGCUUCUUUUCCUGCUUUUUUUUACAGCCCAGAGUGCUCUGCUUCCAUCCAACUUUUCCAAAAUUCUCUAUCCUUUUGAGGCUCAGAUCUGGUGUCACCUCCUAGGUAAAGGCACCCCUGUUGGGAGUGAGCCAGCUAACCUGCAGAUUUCUACCACCCUUCCAGCCUUCACCACAUAUUCCCUGAUACUGCCUGCAUAUACAAAUGUCUUCUCCUAGGUGUGAACUGGUGGAGGCCCAGGGCCAUGCCUUCUGCAUUUGAGUAUCUACCUCCAUUCCUAGAAUAAGGUUUCACACUAGUAAGUGCUCAGUGACAUUUUGCUAGAUAAAUGAGUAAAUGAAUGACGUAAAGUAGCUUUGCCUGUCUUACUUUAGGUCCACUUGUUCACUUCUCUCCUAGCUUCAUUCAUUCAGCAGUAAUAUACUAAGAGCUUAUUCUGUGCCAGACGCUGUGCCUAAAAACCAAAAAAACAAAACUGUUGCUGUUGAGUCAAUUCCAACUCAUAGUGACCCUACAAGACAGAGUAGAACUGCCCCAUAGGGUUUCCAAAGCUGUAAAUCUUUAUGGGAGCAGACUGCCACAUCUUUCUCCUGUGAAGUGGCUGGUGGGUUCGAAUCACUGACCUGUUGGUUAGCAGCUGAGCACUUAACCCCUGUGCCACCAGACCUGUAUGUGGGAUAUACCAGUGAGCAAAACAAAGACCAUGUCUGAAAGUACUUGCAUUCUAGUUUCUUAGUAAGACUUAUCCUGUUUGUAUUCACCUUGCCCAGCUCUUGAAGGAACGUAAGCAGUCAUUUUAAAUGUUAUUAGAAUUUGAAUCUAGCUUUGUAUUUUUGUUAUUCUGUGAUGCUAACCUUUGCUGCCAAGAACAUCGUGCCUUCUUGCGAGUUUGCACCUUCGAGGUUCUGGUUCUUAAAACUGGUUACAUAUUCCAGUGUCUGUGAGGGUGUUGAAAACUCUAUUCUACUGGGUGGUUCAAACAAUUAAUGUACUCGGCUGCUAACUGAAAGGUUAGAGGUUCAAGCCCAUCCAGAGGCACCUCAGAAGAAAGGCCUGGUGAUUUAGUUCUGAAAAAUCAGCCAUUGAAAACCCUGUUGAGUACAGUUCUAAUCUGACACACGUGACUUGGGGUCACCAAGAGUCGAGUCAACUUGAUGGUGACUGGUUUUUCCUUCCCUGACUACCAGUUCAAGUCAUUUUACAAAUUGCUCUGAAAUUUUGACAAAAGCCUCCUUGACUUCAGUCCAGUGUGCAGCACUGGAACCUCCGCUGCCCAGUGCCAGCCUGAAUGGUCACAGGCCGGUGCGCGUCGGUGCGUGUCUCCCUUUGGGUAUUUGCUACACAGUGUAAAACGAACAAACAAAACAGCAGCAAAUUACAUUCUGGCAGCAGUAAGAAUGGAAAACAACUUUUUGUUUCAACGUUGCUCUUUGUAUCAGGAAUAAGGAAGGGAAAGCUUUAUAAAACCAAAAAAGUCAGACUCCUUGCAGCCGAUUCCGAUUCAUGGCAACCCUAUAGGACAGAGCAGAACUGCCCCAUAGGGUUUCCAAGGAGCAGCUGGUGGAUUUGAACUGCUGACCUUUUGGUUAGCAGCUGUAGUGACGCCACCAGGGUUUCCUUUGUUGUAUAGAUGCAUGAAAAUAUGAUAGUGCUGAUGGGCAAACACGUUAAUGGAGAAUGUGCCCAAAGUAUUUUCUUGGAUCAGCAUCAUGCCCUCUGUGAUUAUGAAUGACUACCAGCCACAAAAAAAAAAAAAAACGGAAAAUCUAGUGGGCUAUCUUCACGUAGGAAUCUGUAGUCACAAGUUCUUGUUAUUGUAGUUGAAGUGAAGCAAUGUUUGUGGAAAGAUAAUGCUUUCAAUGCCAAAAUGCAACAAUUUUUGUUCUUAAAUUCCUAAAAACUAAAAAAGGAAAGCUUGAUAACAGAGCACUCCAACUUCAUAAAUAUCCAAAAUUGAACUCAUCAGCUUCCUCCUUGAGUCUGCUAUUUCUUCCCAUGUCUGUUCUCUUUGAUUAAUGACAUCAUCCCCCACCCAGACAAAGCACCAAACCUUUAAAUCGUUGGCAGCACCAUGUUCUCAUCUGUGAGAUAGAGCUAGCCUCUCUCUGAAAAUCUGUGAGUCUGUAGGUCUGUGGCUCCUUCUUUACCUUCUUCUCCACAUAUCUGAAUCCCAUCUCAUAAAUCUCUCCCCUGCUUUUUUUAUCUUGCCACAGCCUUAGCCCAACACCCCCCCCAAGAACUUCUUGACUAUUCAGUAACCUCUUAGCUGAUCUCCCUGUCAUUUCUUUAUUUUUAAAUUUAUAUGCAAUUAAAUUCACUAAUUUUGUUGUAUAGUUCUGAUAGUUUCGUCAAAUGCAUCGACCACCAUCCUAAUCAGAAUACAGAACCUCACUCCACCCUUUGCCUCCCCCAAAUUCCCUCUUGCGGCCCCUUUGUAGUCAAAUCAUCCCUCCUACCCUUCGCCCCUUUCAACUGUUGCUCUCAUCUCCAUCCCUAGAGUUUUGCCUUUUCCAAAAUGCCAUGUAAAUUGGUCUCCCUGUCUUCGAGCACUUGUCCUGAGCUUAUCCUCUUCAUUGAUGUCAUAAUAUCUACCUAAAACACAUCUCUUUUUGGGCUCACUUCUAUUCACGUGUGGUUGACAAAACAUGAGCUUUGGAGUCAGACAGACCUGAGUUCAAACCUAACCAUACCAGUUACUAGCUGUGUGAUCUUCGAUCAGUUGCUUAAUCUCUCAGCAUCUCAGUUUUCUCCUGUGUCAACUUUGGAAAAUGUCAGCCGCAGUGGCUGAACGUGGGUUGGAGCCCAGUUCCUGGUCGAAAGAUAGCUCUCAGGACAUAGUGAUUCCCUUCUGCCUUCUUGGGCCACUCUAUCUUGGUGACUGUGAAGCUUCCAUCCCUACAGAACCUCUCGUUUUUGAGGCCACAUGAUGAAGAGGAAGGGAUGGAGCCUAUGGAGUCAGAGAGGUCUGGUUCAAAUGCUAGUUCCACGUGUGACCUUGAGAAAUGCUUAAUUUCUCUGAGCUUCUGUUUCCUUGUUAGCAUAUGACCGGGCGAGAUUAUAAAGUUGUUAGCAUAAAUAAUUCCCGUACUUUCUAAGGAAGUUGGUUCCUGAGGAAGACCCUGAGUCUUGCUGAUCAGGGUGAGUGAUAGGGAGAUCAGAAAAGCAGGAAGUCACUCUGAAUAAGAAAUGGUGGCCACUGGAGCUAUUGUGAAGCUUGGACAUAAAAAAGGGGGCACGGUAUAGAAGAAAUGCCUUCCUGUUCCCUUUACUAUUCUCAAACUUGCUGUGCUUAUUUGGGAGUUAGUUUUAUUUCAUCAGAUAUGACUUGAGUAUGGAUACAUGAAGAUGUAUGGAUAGAGACAUACAUGAAUAAUUAUGAUAAAAGUCUAUUCCAGUUAUAUAGAGUACAGCCUAGAAAACCCCAUGGGGUUGCUAUGAGUCAGAGUGAGGACACCUAACAACAACAACAGACACAAAGGGGAGGGUGUAGAAGGAGGAGAAAGGGAGGAAGAGAUGAGAACAAGUACCACAGGGAGCACAAAGUAGGGGCAAUGGAGAAGCGUUUGGGGAGGAUGUGUGGGGGAGUUUUGCCAUGGGGUGUGGUUGUCAUCUCCUCCAUGCCUUCAUUGCUCAGCAGCGGAGACCUGCAUGACCUCAAACCUUCCAGAGCAGUGUCAGGCUAUCAUUGUUUUUUUUUUCAGGGUAUCUUUUGAUGGGUCUUCCUACUGAAAAGGGAAUAAAGAGACCCAGAGUAUUUCACGUUAGAUCUGAAAUGGGGAUAAUAACAUCUGCUGUCAUGAAGACAUCAUGUAACAAGCUGGUACUGUGCCUGACGGGGUGUAGGUGCUAUGGACAUGUUGACCCCUUCCCAACACUCUGCACCACUGCUGCCCUUUCCUCUUAGAGCUCAUCACUCUCCCUAAAUCAGCCCCAAAUCCUGACUCUGUAACUUGCUGUCCAGGGACCUUCUGGUUGGCACCAACCCACUUACAGCUCACCUGCCACUAAUGCUCUCUCCUGUUUGCUUCCUGCUCCCAUCUCCUGCUCCAGCUGCAGUCAAGGUUCAUUGUUGACCCCUUCUGUUGGCCCUUCAAUCAGAAUUAGCCUCUCCUUCCUCUGUGUUCCCCUGUGUUUACAUAGAGCCUGGUAGGCUUUGUGUCAUAAUUAUUCACGUAUGUCUCUAUCCCCCACGUUGAACUGUGUAAAAGGUUCUCAGUUCAUAUUUGAUAAAAUGAAGUUGAGUCCUAGAUAAUCACAGCAUGUUGGAGAGUGGGAAAGGGAGUGGUCUGGUGUUUCUUUUUCGUUGUGUUCCCAUCUUUAUAGACAGAUCAAUAAGUCACAUGCCUGCUGUGAGGCGGAUUUUACUCUUACAGAUUCCCAGCAGGUGUGGAUGCAUCAGGGUGCCCUAGUGACUCAAUGGUUAAGUGCUUGGCUGCUAACCAGGAGGUCAGUGCUUGGAACCCACCAGCCACUCUGUGAGAGAAAGAUGUGGCAGUCUGCUUCUGUAAAGUUUAUAGCCUUGGAAACCCUGUGGGGCAGUUCUACUCUGUCCUAUAGGGUUGCUGUGAGUUGGUAUCGACUGGAUGGCAGUGGGUUAGGUGUUUGGUUUGGUGGAUGCAUCAGGCCAUCCUUUUCCAAACAACUGUCUCAUGGUCAAGCUCCCAAGACGGCCUUCUGUGCACACAGGAUUAGGGCAUAGCCUAGAUAGACCCAGGAGAAGUGAGGGCAUCGCUGCACUGACCCAGUCCGGCAGGUUCUGCUGCAGAAAGUGGGCAGAGAAUGCCCUGAUGGAGGCAGUGAGCUGGAUGCACUGCACCUCCCACCCCCAUCACUAUCGAAUAGUUUGUGUCCUGUCACAUUUAAGUUGCAAAGAGAAGACAGUAACCCAAAGACGUGCCUGCCCGUAAAGUUUAGUGAGAUGCGCUUCCAGCACCUUCCAAGCCCACGCCAAGAUUAAGAGCCCCUCCCAUGUAAACAUGUGCUUCACCAUGUAAACUCGAGCCACCAUUGGAGUCGCCAUCUCUCCUAUACCCACUCGGAGAAGAGACAUUGUGGGUCUGUUCGUGACGGCCACGUUGAGGACUUUAUUCUUGUGUAAGAGCCGUACCACAUGGCUGACAUAUGUUCGAUUGGUGGCACACACAGGCUUCUAGAACACUUCUCCCAUCCAACACCUCACCAGCAGUUCCCCUUCUUGGGUUUGCAUAUGUUCCUUAUACAUGAGAGUGGGGAGGGUGCGCUUUGCAGCUGUCUUCUCAGAGAGGGCGCCCCUGAAGGCUCCACACACUCGGAGUGAUGCCAGGAGAGCCAUAAGGGCCCCCCGCCCUGGGCUCAGCUCCUGAGGUCAGAGAACCAGCAGGACAGAUCGCCUGGACAUUCUUCCUCCCCCCAUUCCAUCUCCAGGGUGAUGGUCUUCAGCAGGGGGCUAUAACCCUCAUCGCUUGCAGGCCACUGAGUACAAAGGACUGUCAGGCAAGGAGGAGUUCCCCAAUGGUCUAUAUUUUUCCACUGAGAGAGCAUGCUGUCCCAGGCACCUUCCCUCUGUCACUGUGGCUGCAGGUGAGAAGGGAGCCCCAGAGGCAGAGCCAGGCGCCUCUUUGGGAGACCUCUGCUCCUUGGAAUGCUCCCAAGCCCAUUGGCAGCAACCAGUCUGAAAUCUUCCUCACCCACCUCUCCUUUCCAUUUUUGCCUGGCGUCUGCACUUGCUGGAGUGGAGCCUGAUUGGAGCCAGCCCCUGCGACCUUCCAAGAUUCUCACAGCCUGGGGCCAGAGUCACGUAAGACUGACCUUCCCCACCCACACUUUAGGUUUACAGGAAAUUGAGCAGAAAGUACAGAGGGUUUUCAUAUACCCCCCUCUGCACCCCCGCCCACAGUUUCUUCUAUUAUUCACAUCUUGCAUUAGUGUGAUACCUUUGUUAUAACUGAUGAAUGAAUAUUGAUACAUUAUUAUUAACUAAAACCUGUUGCCGUCAAGUCGAUUCCUACUCAUAGUGACCCUUCUGGACAGAGUAGAACUGCCCCAAAGGGUUUCCAAGGAGCAGCUGGUGGAUUCGACCUGCUAGCCUUUUGGUUCACAGCUGAGCUCUUACCCACCAGCUGCUCCUUGGAAACCCUGUGGGACAGUUCUACUCUGCCCUUUAGGGUCGCUAUGAGUCAGAAUUGACUCAACGGCAACGGGUUUAUUACUAAUUAAAAGCCAAAGUUUACAUGAGGGGUCACUCUUUGUGUUGUCUGUUCUUAUGGGUUUUGACAAAUGCAGAAUGUCCUGUUUUCAUGCCCAAUAAUUUCACUGCCCUAGAAAUUCCCUGUGCUCCACUAUUUGUAAUGUAAAAUUUCAAAAUAAUGAAGUCAAGGUGUGCCCUGACACUUUGCUUACCACGUCCAACAGGGAACUUUCAAUAAGUUCAAGGCUGCCUUGUUGCAGAUCCUGGGAGAACCUACUUCUGGGCUCCCAAAUAGGGCAGACAGAGAUCCUGGCAUGAACCCUUCUACAUGUUGGCCAUGGCCACCCUCCUCCCAGCCCCCAGCUUUGGGGACUCUUAGCUUCUUAGCUGGGAGGGAGACGUGGUAGACUGUGUGUUCUUCCCUGUCUCAAAUAACCAUCACUCUCAGCCCAGUCCUGUCCGCCAUCACCUUCUCAGGCUUUGGUGGCUCUGCACCCAGCGGAGUGCUCAGUGUGUGGUGGUCAGCAGUCCUCUCUGCAGGAUUUAUCUAAAGCAGUGGCUCUCAGCUUUGUCUGCACAUUACAGUCACCUGAGGGAAACUUUAAAGACCCUGGUGCUCAGCCCACAUCUCAUACCCAUUUAAUCAGAGUAGCUGGAGGACGGGGCCCAGGAAUCAGUAUUUUUUUAAAGCUCGCAGAUGCUUCCCAGGUUACAGCUGCCAGUGUCACCUUCAUCAAUGCCCUCAACAGCAUAUGAGCACCUCUGUGGUGACCUGCACCAUUAGGCAGAUCUAGGCUGCAGUCUGGUUGCCCAGAAAGGUAUCGCUGCAGAGUCUGAAGUAAGAUUUUCCAUUGGAAGAGGAAGGCAAAUGCCAACUUUAUUUUAAAAGUGCUCUUCAUCCACCCAAGUCUAGAAAAUGCAGUGAAGCCUGUGAGAGUCAGAACUCGAUGACACUGCCUUGUUUUUCCAGGUUUCCCAAGUUUUUCGCCUUGAUAGGGUACAGUCUCACCACUUUUGUAUUGCUCAUUCUUUUUUUUUUUGAACAUUUAUUGUUGCUUAGGUGAAAGUUUACAGAGCAAAUUAGUUUCCCGUUCAACAAGUUAUACACAGCUUGUUUUGCGACAUUGGUUACAAACCCCUGAAUGUGUCAGUACUCUCCCCCCUUCCUCCCUGGGUUCCCUGUGUCCAUUCACCCAGCUUUCCUGCCCCUAUGCCCUUCUGAACUUUACUUUUAGGUAAAUGCUGCCCUUUAGGUCUCGUAUAAUUGAUUGUUCUGAGGUGUAUGUUCCUUACUGGUGUUAUCGUUCAUUUUAUCGACUGUCUAUUGUAUGGCAAUAAUGUGAUCUCCUGGGAGAAAGACCUGGCGAUUUGGUCCUGUAAAGAUUACAGUUUAGAAAACCCUAUGGGGCAGUUCUCCUCUGUCACAUGGGCUGAUAUGAGUUGGAAUCGACUCAAUGGCACCUUAACAACAACAAUGUGAUCUCCAGAAGUGAUUUCAGUUCCAAGUUUGAAGGAUGUCUAAGGGCAUAGUCUCAGGGGAUCCACCAGUCUCUGUCAGACCAAUAAGUCUGGUGUUAUUUAUGAGUUUGAAUUUUGUUCUGCUUUUCUCUCCUGCUCUGUCCAUGACCUGUUAUUGUGGUCCUGGUCAGAGCGGUCAGUAGUGGUAACCGGGCACCAUCUAGUUCUUCUGGUCAGGCUAGUAGAGGGCGUGGUUCAUGUGGCGUUUCCUUGAAUCUUUGGUUUUCUUCACUCUUCUUUGCUCCGGACAGAAAGAGACCAAUUAUUGUGUCUUAGAGGGCGGCUUGCAAGCUUUUAAGACCGUAGUCGCUACUCACCAAAGUAGAACAUUGUCUGUAUGGAUUAUGGUAUGCCAACUGACCUGGAUGUCCUCCGAGACCAUGGCCCCUAGCCCUCAAGCCCAGUAUCUGAGUCCCAGGAAGUUUAUGGUUAUGGCUAAGAAGUUUUCAUGACUGUGUUCCCUGUGUGUACUGUUGCAUACAUGGGUAUAUUUGUAGCAUGUACAACUAUAUAUAUGUGUGCUUCCAUAUGCCCUCUCACCCCUGUUCAGCUUAUAUAGCUACCUAUGUAUCCACUCAUACAUUAUUAUUUGUUAUUACUGUUGCUGCAGGAUUGUUUAUGUAUUUGUAUUUACUGUUGUUGCCUUGUCUUCCUUUACCUUUGUUAUGCUGUGCUGACGUCCCCUAUAUUGUGUAUUAUCGCUCCCUUCACCAAAGGUAGAACGUGUCUAUAAUCUAGUUAGUAGUUUUCUUUCCUCCCCCUCCCAUCCCUGGUAACCAUCAAAGAGUGUUUCUGUCUGUGUGGAAACCCUUUAUUGACUUUUUAUAGUAGUGGACUCAUAUACUGCUUGUCCUUUCGUGAUUGACUUCUUUCAUCUGUCACUCAUUUUAGUGGAAAAUAUUUGAGUUUUCCUUCUCUGAUAGGUUUCCACCUUACGUAGGUUCCAGCUUUCCCAGGUAUUACUGUAUAAAGAAUCCUGGGGGAACAGUUUAUUCUCACAUUUGAAUGUGGCUUUACUUCUUCAGAACAAAACCUCAUCAUUUUCUCCACUAUCAAAGAGGCCCUGUGACCUCUUGGGGCUAUAACUGAUCAGAAAAUGUCGGGGUGGUGCAUUGGGUGACUGGGAAAGUGAUUUAACUAGUUUUCUAUCUCACAGCCAGGUGACUCGGGGGAGACUGUGAGACCCCAUACAUCGCAGUCCAUUGUGUUGGGGUGUUUCUGGGUUGCGAUACCCAUCUUACAAGACUAUGUUAAGUGAUUGUUAAAAACUUUAAAAGAAGAAGAGCAGAUAUAGUACGUUUGUACUCAGUUAACCACGCAGACUCUUUUUAGGCUAGGAAAAUAAACAAUUCAAUUGGUGGUUUGUUUUAUUACUAAACUGAUAGAGUUGAACUGGCAGGAAGAGUUUGGCUCCCAGACUGGAAAAGGUUAAGUACUUUUGUCAAGGAAGGUAGAAACUCAAAAAGCAUCAUUAUUGGCUGAAUUUUACUGAAAUUAGAAAAUGACCCCUUUGAUAGUUAGUGACCAAAGACCUUUAAAGGUAACGUAGAAUGUUUUUAAUUCUGAGAGAUGGGGUUUUCAGAACUCUGAAAAUGACAUUUUUUUUGGCAUUGGGUGUUUUUGUUGCUGUAUUUAUUGCCUUUAGUUCCUAGUAAGAGUAGUUUUCUGCUCCUAAUUACCCGAAAGACAAAAACAAAACAACAACAAAAAAAAAAAAAACAAAAAGAGAAAAAAGCAAACAAACUAGAAUUUAAAAAAAAAGAGGGCGGAGGGAAUAUGUCUUGAAAGUUUUAUUAAUUGCAAAAUGAAGUUAAAUGGAGCAUUCAAUAAAGUACUUCUCAGAACCAAAGGAGAAUUUCUCAGAAAGGAGCCCAUCAAAGUUGGAUUCUCUAAAGCACUGGAAAUCCCAGGAACAAAAGCCAAAUGCCUGGGAAUUGAGUUUCAGAAGAAUUUUUGAAUUGGUGGAAUUACUGACUGUUCUAAAAUCUGUCCAGCUAAAAUGGGAUUGUAAGUUUGGCUUACACAGACCAGGCACAUACAGCUCUUGUUGUUAUAUUUUUUACUAUCCUUGAUUGAACCUUAUCUGUGAACCAGGGCCUGUAUUUUGACAUUUGUGAGCUCGCUCUGGAUGAUUACAAAGAUUCAGUGUCUUUCACAGAAGUCAUUAGUAGAUUGUGGAAGAAGGGUCAAGAUGCCGACUAUCUGGUGUUUUGGGUAGGUGAAAUCCGUAAUGACAUCUGAGAUGGUAUUUAGAUGUAUGGUAAAGCUAACUUUGAAAAUAAGAUUUCCCCUCCAUUGACAUGCUUUGCAAACUUGACCUCACUUCAGGAGGGGGAAAGAAAUGAAGUCCCUUUUCUUUAUUGCUUAAACCAUAGGCUAGCCUGAAUGUUUGGGCAGGCUGUAUAGGGUCAUUAUGAGUUGGAAUCGACUCGACAGCAACGGGUUUGGUUUUUUUGGUUUUAGUAGGGUAUUGCAUGCAAAUCUGAGUUUUUAAAACUUGGAAACAACCCUGAUUAUAUUCCAGAGUAGGUCUGAUCCUUUGGAAUGUGAGAGAGAUAAAUACUAGUUGCAACUCACGGACUGGAAUGGCAGUUUGAGGAUAGUCAGAAUUGCAGCUUAAACAUCAUCAAAGGGUGACCUGCAUUUAACUCCCUUAAUUGCUCAUGUCAAGAACUUGGCAUGACAGCCCUAACUGGAAGUUAUUAAGUCAGGUAAUAUUAGUACUCUUUUAAUCAACUAUAAUCUUUAAUUUACCUGAUCAGCAUUCAACUCAGUUUAGCUAACAAAGACUGUGGCUGCAGUCAAGUUACACAUAGGAUACUUAGUAAUUCUGAUGGUAUUAGUUACUGUUUAUGGAUUAACUCUAGUUAAGUCUUUACUGUAAGAUUUACUGUAAGAAAUUUCUUUACCAAAGGAAAUUCUUGUUGGUAUUUAUGUUGAAAGAUGAAACAACUUAGACAAAUUGUUAAUUCAUUAUUGGAUGGGGGAAAAAAAAACUGUCAACAACCAAAUGAGUACGCAAACCACAAACAUACGGUGGACGUGUUGUUUUCGGUUUUCAGUGGGGCCCUGGUGGCAUAGUUGUUAAGAGCUCAGCUACUUAACCAAAAAGUCGGCAAUUCAAAUUCACCAGCCGCUGUUUGGAAACUCUGUAAGGUAGUUCUACUUUGUCCUAUAGGGUCGUGUGGAUAUAGCUUAUAAUAAAUUGCUUCCAUUUCUUGAGCCUUACAAUAUUCCAAAUGAUCUCCUAAGUGCUUUAUAUACAGUAUCUCAGUCCAUUCUACAACCUUGAGAAGGUUGACAUUAUCAUCCUCAUUUAAUAGAUGGAGAAACCAAGGCUUUGGAAGUUAAAAGAACUUACUCAAGAUUAUACAGUUAGCAAGUGGCAGAGCCAGGUUCAAACCCAGAUGUGUCUUACCCCAAAGCCUGUGAUCUCAUGGAUCAUCUUCUGCCUUUUAGAUCUGUUUUUCCUCAUUAAAAAAAUCAUUUUUAAUUUAGAAAUAUAAUAAACAUACCAAAAUGUACAUGAAGUAUACGAGUAUGCAGCCCAGUGGGUUAUUUUGAAGUAAAUAUAUUCAGGUAGCCACCAUCCAUCACUUUAAAAGAAACAGUGUUGCCAGCACCUAGAUGCCAUUCUUAUGGUCCUCUGACACCCACAGCCCCACCCCUGUCCCAAAGGUAUGAAUCUUGCUAACAUGGUAGUCAUUUCUUUGUUUUUCUGUAUACUUUCACCACCUAAGUAUGUAUCCCUGAACAAUGUAGAUUCCUUUUGCUUGUUGGGAACCCUGGUGGCAUACUGGUUAAGUGCUACAGCUGCUAACCAAAAAGGUCGGCAGUUCAAAUCCACCAGGUGCUCCUUGGAAACCCUAUGGGGCCGUUCUCCUCUGUCCUGUAGGGUCUCCAGGAGUCAGAAUUGACUCAGCGGCAAUGGGUCUUUGCUUGUUCUUUAACUUUAUAUAAAUGGAAUUAUAGUAUAUACUUUUGUGUGUCUGGUUGCUAUUGCGCAUAGUUAAGUGAACUUGUGAACCUUAGUGAACCCAAAGUUUGUUCAUUUUCAUUGUUUUAUUCUAUUAUAAGAAUUUACCCAGUCUAUCCAUCCUGUUGUUUUAGCUAUCACAUGUGGCGUUGCCAUGUACAUCAUUGUACCUGUCCCUUUUUUUUUUUUCUCUUGGUAUGUAGUACACACAUUUCUGUACAUGCCAAGGAGUGGGGUUGCUGUGUAGGUAAAGCCAAGCAGUUUUCCAAAAUGGUUGUAUAAAUUUAUGCUUCUGUUGUUUUGCAUACUUUCCAGACUUGGAAUUGUCAGUCUUUUUCAUUUUAGGCAUUCUGGUGUGUUUGUAGUAAUAUCACAUUGCAGGCUAAUGUUCAUUUCUCUGAUUGCUAGUUGCCUUUUUGUAUGUUUAUUGGUUAUCCUCUUUUCUGAGAUGCCUGUUCAAGUCUCUUGCCCAUUUUUCAAUCAUGUGGUCUGUCUUUUUCUUAUGGUUUGGUAGGAAUUCAUUAUAUAUUCUGGAUAUAAAUCCUUCAUUAGUUACAUAUAAUAGUUGAAUAUAUUUUAUUUAUUUGUAUAUAUAGUUGAAGAUAUUUUCUCUCCCUUUGUGAUUUGCCUGUUUAAUCCCUUAGUAGAAUCUUUUGAUAAAAAGAAGUUUUUAAUUUUUGUCUUAUUUUAAUUUUAAUGUCCUAAGACCCAAACUUCACUUUUUAUAAUAGAUAUUUAGUAAUUCUCCUUUUACUUUCCUGCAGUGAAAUUCAUAGAAAAUAGAUCUUACCUAACCACAUAAUUAUAAGUAAUCAGUAUAAUGCCUUAACUGUUAUAUAAAGGAAAUAGCAAACAGAGCAAUUUAUAGUAAAAUAGUAUUUCAAUAUGUCAUGUAGGCAUGGCUACCCUGGAAGACAUGACAAUGUUCUGCAGCCACACACAGAAUCACCAUGAAUGCGACACCUAUAAAUACAGACAGCUGCAGAUGUGUUAGAUUGGAGCCUCAAAGAACAUAAUCAGUGUUGCCUUUAGUGAUGUGGUAUUUCUGAAACGGCGACUACUUCUUUAAAGUUCUAAAUAAAAUAAAGCACAUCAUUCCCUACUGCAUUCCUGAAAGUCAGAGUCUAUUAAAUCUGUGCAGAUAACACUCUGUUUCCAUGUAAAACGGUGCUAAGUUUCACCUGAAGGAAUGUCCUGCAGACAUUGGAAAGUCAGAGGGGCCAUGGACAUUUCUUGUUUGUGCUGGACUGUCCCAUGCAUUUCAGGUUGUCCAGCAUUUCUGCCCUAAAUGCCGCUUGUUGUUAGGUGCUGUUGAGUGAACUGUGACUCAUGGUGACCUCACGUACAACAUAACGAAAUGUUGCCUUGUCCUGGGCCAUCUUCAUGACUGUUGGUAUGCUCGUGUCCAUUGUUGCAGCCACUGUGUAUUUUGAGUGCCUUCCCACCUAAGGGACUCACCUUCCAGCACUGCAUCGGACAAUAUUCUGUUGUGAUCCCUAGGUCUUUCAUUGGCUGGUUUUUGGAAGUAGAUUCCCUGGCCUUCAUUCUCCCACCCAUCUGUCUUAGUCCGGAGACUCUGCUGAAACCUGUCCACCACAGGUGACCUUGCUGGUAUUGAAAUACUGGUGGCAGAGCUUCCAGCAUCAUAGCAACAUGCAAGCCCCCACAAUCUGACAAACUGAUGGACAGGUGGUGGAUGGACAGACAGUGGUGGCAGAUGCCACCAAUGACACUCAAUUGUUGUGUGACUUCCAGAACUACCCCCAAGAUUUCCAGAAUGCACCAAAGAGUGGUUCUGCUCCCACAGAAAACACCAUUAGGGCCUGGUAGACCCUUGCAGGGAUUUUGGACAUCACUUGGGUUUUCAAGGAAUCUGUUGCCUGGAAACGGGAUGAAGUGGAGACAUGUCUCUGUGUUCCUUAGCAAGGACUAGGCUGCUGGGAUGUGAGCUGCAGAGGUCCCGAGCUGACCUCUGCCUUUCUACCUCAUGUCAGACGUAGGCUCCACCCACAAGUCUGUCUGCUCCAAACCAGUUGCCCUUGAAUUGAUUCAGACUCCUGGCAACCCUGUGUGUGUCAGAGCAAAACUGUGCUCCAUAGGGUUUUCAAUGGCUGAGGUUUUUUGGAAGUAGAUUGUCGGGCCUUUCUUCCAAGGCACCUCUGGGUGAACUCGAACUUCCUACCUUUUGGUUAGCAGCUGAGUGUGUUAACCUUUGCACUAUCCAGGGGCUCUGUGCCUGCUCAAGGGCUGCCUAAAUCACCUGCCAGGGUCUCUUGAGUGUCUCGGGGGAAUCUUGCCCUCUAUUGCAGCUUGGUACAAUCUGUGUUGUCCUUUACAAGUACAGGUGCUGGCUUUCACCUCAAGCAGGUUUCAGAAGUAUCACCCACCCACCCAUGCACACACACAUAAACAUGCCCAAUCCGUUUUUACUCCCCUUUCUGCGAUAAGUAACAGAUCUGUGCACAGUGGUGAGAAGUACUUUUGUAGUUACACCUCACACUUGGGGUGUUUGGCCAGGCGGCCUCUCCCUCCAAGCCUGACCCCUUCCACCCGUACCCUGCUACCAUCUGCUCCAGUGUUUGCACGGGGCCUGGGGGCCUGCGAGUGUUUCCUGUAACUGGAAUCCCCCAGGCCAGGCCUGCCAGACAAUAGAUGUAUAAUUGGAUAAACUCUAAACUGGAAACUGCAAACAAUGAAAAAGAAAACUACCCAUAAUCUGGAGUGCAUGCUUCUCUGAGCCAGGCUGUUUACAUAUGAAACUACUUAAGCAAGUCUUUUAUUUUUCUACAACAAUGAAAUUCAUUUAGUCAUGAAACUCAGGGGCUCUCAGAUGUGUUUUAAAAAAGGGUCAGGGCUAUAUCGUAGUUAGCACAGAAUGAAGAUGGCAGGUCCAAGUUCUCUUCCUCUUUGAAGCCACCGAUCUGUUCAGAGCCAUGGAUGAAAACGACAGUGUCAUGGAUUGAACUGUAUCCCCCCAAAUAUGUGUCAUCUUGACUAGGCCGUGAUUCCCAGUAUUGCGUGGUUGUCCGCCAUUUUGUGAUCUGAUGUAAUUACCCUAUGCAUUGUAAAUCCUGGAAACCCUGGUGGCGUAGUGGUUAAGAGCUACAGCUGCUGACCAACGGGUCGGCAGUUCGAAUCCGCCAGGCGCUCCUUGGAAACUCAAUGGGGCAGUUCUACUCUGUCCUAUAGGGUCGCUAUGAGUUAGAAUCUACUCGACGGCACUGGGUAUUGUAAAUCCUAGCCUCUAUGCCUAUGGUUAUGAUUUUAUUUGGGAGUGAGCUGUCUGUUAAUGAGGCAGGACACAGUUUACAGGAUUAGGUUUUAUCUUGAGUCAAUCUCUUUUGAAAUAUAAAAGAGAGAAGCAAGCAGAGAGGAGAUGAACGUUUUACCACCAAGAAAGAAGAGCCAGGAGUGGUGCAAGUCCUUUGGACCCAGGAGUCCUUGCUGAGAAACUCCUAGACCCAGGGGAAGAUUGAUGACAAAGACCUUCCCCCAGGGCUGACAGAGAAUUCAGCUAGUGCCCUGAAUUCGUACUUCUAGCCUCCUAAACUGUGAGAGAAUAAAUCUCUGUUUGUUAAAGCCACUGACUUGUGGUAUUUCUGUUAUAGCAGCCCUAGAUAACUAAGACAGACAAAGUAGUGAUGUUUGUAAAUUGCCAUGCCCAGGCGAAGGUGUGGCAGAAGUGAAAGGCUCUGUUAUUGCUCUUAAAAAAAAAAAAUGAAACCUAACCUUAUUCAACACGGUCUCAGAAGUGCAAUGGUCUUUAGGUCACCCAAACCGUGGCCAUCAAAAAUUACUUCCAGAUUGUUCUGUAUAAAAGGCUAUUGGAGCACAAUAGUGAAUGUGUAUACUAUCCAGUAAACCAGUUGCUGUCGAGUUGACUCCGACUCAUGUGAGUCCAUGUGUGUUACAGUAGAACUGUGCUCCAUAAGGUUUCAAUGGCUGAUUUGUUUUUGGAAGUAGAUUGCCAGGCCUUUCUUCUGAGACACUUACGGAUGGACUCCAACUUCCAAACUUUUGGUUAACAACCAAGCACCUUAACCAUUUGCAUCACCCAGAGACUCCGUGAGUACUGUUUGAAAAAAAAAAAAAAAACAGUUGCCAUCAAGUCAAUUCUGACUCAUAGUGACCUGUAGGACAGAGUAGAACUGCCCCAUAGAGUUUCUGGGGAGCAGCCGGUGGAUUCAAACUGCCAACCUUUUGGUUAGCAGCUGUAGCUCUUAACCACUACGCCACCAGGGUCUCCGUGAGUACCAUAGUGGCUUAAAAAAUACUUUUUCAAGGACCACACACAAAGUUAAGAAGGCAGAAUCGAUUCUGUUCUUAGAUGUGUCGAUGAAUGAAUGCUUGGGCCCUUGAAUGUAAUAAUAGCAGAAAAAUACCCUUCACAGCAUGAGCAUAGCUGGAUUUAGGAUUUUCGGCUUUAAAAAUUAUGCUUUUAUUUAUAUUUCCCAGUUAGGUUAACAAAUUCCUGAAUUUAACCAAGUAACUGAAAGUUUUAUUUGGGGGGCAGUGAGAAUAGUGGCAGAAAUCACUACAGGCUGUCCACAGUGUCUUAGCUCAGAAGUAGCAGAUUGAAGAAAAUUUAUUGGCCAUUGGUUACCUUUGCUUCAAAUACAAGAGUGAGAAGAGUUCAAAUAUUGACUGUUGCCAAUAUCCAGUGUGGGAAAAAUUUUAUUUAGAGUAUCUUUUAAAAAGGUGAACCCCUAUUAAACCAAAAACCAAACUAAACCUGUUCCCAUUGAGUUGAUUCCGAUUCAUAGCCACCCUGUAGGACAGAGUAGAACUGCCCCAUAGGGUUUCCAGAGAGAGCCUGGUAGAUUCAAACCGCAUACCUUUUGGUUAGCAGCCAUAACUCUUAACCACUAUGUCACCAGGGUUUCCAAACCCCUAUGGUAGAUGGGUGUAAUCAGAGUUUACCAGAAAGUCUCUGAAAUCAGUGUAUGAAAUUAUAGGCAUGUAGUAGUAUUAUUGGGGGAUCCCUUGUGGUGCAGUGGUUAAGUGCUUGGCUGCUAACAGAAGGGUCAGCAGUUCGAACUCACCAGCUACUCCGAGGGAGAAAGAUGUGGCUUUUGGCUUCCGUAAAGAUUACAGCCUUGGAAACUCUAUGGGGCAGUUCUACUCUGUCUAUAGGGUUGCCAUGAGUUGGAAUCAACUUGAUGGCAGUGAGUUUGGUUUUACUGAUUUUAGUAGGAGCCCUGGUGGUGAAGUAGUUAAAGCACUUGGCUGCUAUCCAAAAGGUUAGGGGUUCAAACCCACCAGCCGUUCCUCUGGAGAAAGAUGUGACAGUCUGCUUCCAUAAAAAUUUCCAGUCUUGGGAACCCUGUAGGGCAGUUCUACUCUGUCCCGUAGCGCCACUAUGAGCUGGAAUCGACUCGAUGGCAGUGGGUUUGGUUUUAGAAGCAUACUGGGUUGAAUAAUGCCCCCUCCAACAUAAAAAUUCAUGUUCACCCGUAAUCUGUGAGUGUGGCCUGAUUGGGAAAGAGAGUCUCUGCAGAUGUAAUCAAGUUAAGAUGAGGUCAUACUAGAUUAGGGUGGGCGCCAGUCUAAUGGCUGGUUUUCUUAUAAGAAAAGGGAAAUGUGAAGACAGACGCAUGGGGAGAAGACCAUGUGAUGACACAGCCAGAGAUUGGAGUGAGGCUUCUACAAGCCAAGGAAUGCCAAGGACUGCCCACAGCCACCAAGAAGCUAGGAAGAGACAAGGAAGGAUUCUCCCUAGAGCCUUCAGCGGGAGCUUGGCCCAUUGGUUUCAGACUUCUAGCCUUGAGAAGUGUGAGAGAAGCCUCUGUUGUUUUAAACCACCCAGUUUGUGGUAUUUUGUUGUGGCAGCUCUAGGAAACUAAUGCAAGUUGUGAUCCAACUUUGGCUAAGACAGAAGAUAGAAAAAAAUGAGUAUUUGAUGGGAGAUAAGUAAGAAGUGUCAGAGACUAAAGAAUGGGGACUAAGGAUGUAGAGUGUGAAAAUGGCUUCUAAGGUUCCUUCCUGGAAAAAAAUACAAGUUCUGAUGGUUUCCAAAAGUGGCUUUUAUUCUCAGAGAUAUGUUUUCCUUCCUUUUUGAGCAAUAUCAUCUCAACAAUCUUAGUUCGUUCUUUCAUCCCCUCCUCACUCUUCCAGGAUGCUUAUAAAACCAAGAAACAGAAACCGUCUUGAUCAGGAAGGAUAUGAAAAAGACCUCACGUCUUCAUUUGCGACCAUUGCCUGCUAGGUGAAGAAAACACUGUGUAGACAGAGAAAGGAUGAGUCAGGAGCAAGGCUUUGGAGGGUCAGAGUUAGGGGGUGUAGCCACAGCCUUUGAUCAUAAACCGUGGACAGUUAGAGCUGGAAGGAACCUCAGCAUCACCUUGUUCAACUCUCUCAUUUCAUAGGUAAGAAAAAUAAGGUCUAAAUAGCUAAGGAGACUGCCAGAGGUUGCGCAGCUAAUUGGUGGCUGCGCUAACCACGUAAGGGUCCGUCUUUGAUGAAGAACUUUCUGAAGUUCUUUGGAUAGGCAAAUGUAGCUGACACUCAGAGUGUAGGAAGGACCUGAAGGAUAAACAGCAUAGGCUGUUUGAAUUCUUUAUCAUUGUCUGGUUUGUUUUUGACCUUCACCACCCCAGCUGGUAAGCAUAAAUUGUAGUUGUUAAUUUGCUUUCCUUGACAUGUUUGUGAAGGACUCUCUGUUGAGGGAGUCUGUGGGAUUGGAAGGGAAGUGUUUGCUUCACACUGCAGACCUCCGCUCUGCGACUCCUUCCAGUUCGGCCUUGGACGUAGGCUGACACAACGCAGAGCCCAGGCUCCGGUCUUGAAACAGUUUGCAUGAUGCAUUUUCCAUGUGCUCUGGUUGAUUGGUUUUGCUGGAAAAUUUAACCUAGAAAAGCACUGUGACUCUGAUGUUAGCCUUGCUCUUCAUGCAGCCACUUUAUACUCUCUCGAUUUUCUCUGAAAAAUUGGCCUCUUAGAAAGAACUCUCCUCUCCUAGAAAAUGGACUUGAUUUUCUUUUUUAUAGCAUUAUGGAGAUGUCGCUGCAUUACCCAAGCCUCCUAAGAAGUGGAGAGGCUUCUUUUUUUCAUUUGAUCCCUGUCAUUCCUGUGAUUUUAGACAAGGUUGUAAACAAGCCAUAAUACAGAGGGACACCCAAGAGAUGUACAACAGAAGCAGCACCAGAAAUGGAAAUUGAAUUUAUAGGCAGUGAGAUAGGAUAAUUCGUUUUUAGAUUUAAAAAUAUCCCCAAACCAGAUGUCUGCUGUGUCAGAUAGAGAACGGAAUUGAGUUUGAAUCCCAGUACCUCAAAUAAUAGUUUAGUGGAAGCUGCCUGCUUUGUAUAAAAUACAUACAUAAACUUGCUGCGUGUGUAUGUGUUCAGCGGAUAGAUACUUAGAUAGAGAUAGAGAUGUUGUUAUUGUUAGGUGCCGUUGAGUCGAUUCUGACUCACGUUGUGACCCAGUGUGUCAAGGUAGAGCUACCCCAUAGAGUUUCCUAGGCUGUAAUCUUUACGGGAAUUGCCCUGGUGGCCCAGUGGUUAAGUGCUCAGCUGCUAACUGGAAGAUUGGCAGUUUGAACCCACCAGCCACUGGAGAGAAAGAUGUGGCAGUCUGCUUCCCAUAAAGAUUACAACCUUAGAAACAUGGGGGCAGUUCUACCCUGUCCUAUGAGUUUGGAAUCGACUUGACAGUUUUUUUUUUUUAAAUCUUUAACUGGAAGCAGAUAGCCAGGUCUUUUCUCCUGCAGAGCCAGUGUGUGGGUUUGCACCACCAGCCUUUUGGUCAGCAGCCAAAUGCUUAACAAUUGCGCUACCAGGACUCCUUGAUAUAGAUAUGUAGAUAUAUGUAUACAUUCCUUUCCAAACACACUAAUUAAAGUAUGAGUUUUAAGUCCAAAAUUCUGGCCUGUGCAAAUAAUUCGUACUUUUAAUUCUCUGCCUUAAAUGUUGAUAGAGCUGUAGACAAUCUGAUUGGCCCACUGUCUGCCUUUUUUCUUUGAGUAUUUAUUUGGUGUUCAAAAAUCAAAAUAAAGAACUUUUCUGCUUUUUUUCACGGAGAGCAAGAACUGUGAAUGGUGUUUAUCCAAAAUUUUAUGUUUUUUUUAGUCAACUUUUAUUCAGUACAGAAAGUACAUUUUAAAGAACGAUAUGUCGGUAGAACAACUUAAAAAAAAAAAAAAAAACGUUGCUGUCGAGUCAAUUCCGACUCAGAGUGACCUUAUAGGACAGAGUAGAACUGCCGCAUAGGGUUUCCAAGGAGCGGCUGGUGGAUUCGAACUGCCAGCCUUUUGGUUAGUGGCCCUUAACCACUGCACCACUAGGGCUUCAAAACAAUGAAAGACAGGAGAAUACUAAGUGAAUACUGCUAUUAAAUGCCCAUAAAUUAUUCCGCAUUCGUUCUGUACCUACCAGUGUCUCAGCCACUGUCUCUGUCCUGAAUUGCCAGAAACCAGAUCCUGGUGUUGGAUUUUGAACACAUUUUUUUUUUUCAGGGUUGCAUCAUGACUCUUGGGAGGGCAUCCUGUCUGAAACGGACUGUCUUCCUAGCCUGGGUCAAUGGGGACAGGGAGAAAUAGCAUCUGUCAGCUGUGCUGAAGCUUACCACAUGUGGAGUCAGGGCUCCGCCAGUACAGCUGCCACUCUCUGUGGCAUCGUUGUUUCCACAGAGAAAAGUGUAAAGAUGGGGUGGACUUGAAAACAUGAGGCAGCGAUGCCUUAGCCUUGACUUCUAACUCUCUCAUCUCU
Molecule: messenger RNA, 58017 nt
Organism: Loxodonta africana (African savanna elephant)
Lineage: Eukaryota; Metazoa; Chordata; Mammalia; Proboscidea; Elephantidae
Gene: BCL2
Product: BCL2 apoptosis regulator
Exons: 3
Coding region: 926-1516 (196 amino acids)
Biological process (GO): intrinsic apoptotic signaling pathway in response to DNA damage; extrinsic apoptotic signaling pathway in absence of ligand; negative regulation of intrinsic apoptotic signaling pathway
Cellular component (GO): mitochondrial outer membrane
Molecular function (GO): protein homodimerization activity; protein heterodimerization activity
Source: RefSeq, a predicted model, not a curated record